Molecule: messenger RNA, 52660 nt
Organism: Pelobates cultripes (western spadefoot toad)
Lineage: Eukaryota; Metazoa; Chordata; Amphibia; Anura; Pelobatidae
Source: the annotation of a GenBank genome assembly
GUAACAAUGCGACUAAAAAGGAUACUGUCUCUCUUCUGUCUUGUUGAAAAUUGAAGUGAUUUUCCAUCGGAUUUGCAAGACUUUCCCGACCUCCCCUGAUGUAACCACAGGUCAGAAUCAUAACAGUCUGAAACUAUGCAUUCUGCAAUUAAAUGUUUAUGAUUUCAGUGUUUAUGGUCCUGUAGAUCUGUUUGAUUUAUGGAAUGCCAUCCUUUGUUUACUGCUCUGGACACCUUUACCCAAAUCACAGAAUGAGAAGUAUCGUAGCACUGUUUGAAGUGUAAUGUGAGCCUGGAACGACUCUGAAUAUGGCUGGAAGACAUUGCUCGGUGUUUUUAGAGAAAAUAUUUCCCUUGAUCUCAUGUUUGAUGAAUGCUAAUCUGAAGACCUCCAAAGAAGGAGUGGAUCUCUCAACAAGAGCUUUAUCUGCAACACAUCUGACCUGGUAAGUAUAUAGCUUGCACUGUUUAUUUGCUCUAACCAUAACAUCUUAAAAUAUAAAAACAGAUAUGCUUAAUAUUUACAUGAAAUUGCUUUCAAUCACAGUAUCUGUCGCAUUACUAUAUUCUCAUUUCUCUCUUUCCUGUCUAUCAUUUACCAUCUGUAGAUCCUUUUCUGUACAAACCUACCUACAUGUCUGCAAACACAGAUAUGUAUAAAGAGAGAAGGGGGUGGAGGAGAACACAAUCAAUUUAAAUAUUUAUGUUAGACAUGGUACAUAUAAUAAGGACUCAUUUGCAGAGGAAACACGAGAAAAUUCUGGGGCAAACUCUUUAUGGAUGAGUAACUGCCAUAGCAACCAACUGAACAUUUAUCCCCAUAUAUUACAUUUUGCUGUGUGAUUAUUUAAGUUUUUUGUCUGGCUGAAAGGGUAUUGUUUGCUUCUUGUUUUUAUUUUUAUUUGUUUUCAUAGCUUUAAAUCUACAAAGAUGGUGAUAUUGUCAUGUAAUUUUUGUGCAGUUACACUUAUUUACAUUUAGAACUAAGUCUUGUUGUAAAUUGUAAUUAAUUUAUUAAUUUACUAGAGAAACAAGUAAUAUUAUUGGACCAGGUACUAUUCUUUCAGUUGCAUCAUAUAAGUAUUCCAUAGAUUCCUAAAAAAAAAAAAAAAUCUAAGACGCCUCAGAUGCACUGUUAUUAUUGAUUAUAUAUUGCUCAUAUUUGUUAUAAGCUGCAUUGGCUGAUUGAACAACGAAAGUCAACAGUUGAUUGACAUCACUGAUCUCUAAUAUUAUUUUUAACAUUGUUUUAGUACUUGUUAUAGUACUUUAGGAUGUGAUAUAAACUGAUACAUUUUGACAAAAGACAUAGCUAGAAACUGAUCUCAGUCAAUAUUAUUAUAUUUAGAAUAUGUCAACAUCUGCAGCACUGUACAAUAGAUAAAUUAAAUAUACAAGUAAUUUGUGAUAAACAAAUUAAGACGUAUGAACAAACACCCAAUAAAGAAACCAUACAAUCUAAACCAGUUAUGUAUAAUGAAACAAAAGGUAAAUUACACAUUAUCUAGAAGACAGAAUAGAUUAACAGGUGUGUAAUUUGUAUAUAAUUAUUAUAGUGUAUAUAGUAGUUAUAUAAAGGUAUAAUGGGAUUAGCUGAGACUGUGGAAGAAAAGGAGGAAUUAAACAGAUGCAGAGGGAUGAGUUAAUCAAUAAUUUUUUAUGGUUACCUAAAGACUUUUUGGGGGAUUUUUUAAGACAGGAUGCUAAAGGCAAUGUCAGGAAAAGUAUGGAUUUAAUUAAAUAAGUGUAAUAAACUCCUCUAUGUAAAAGAUAGAGCUGCAGAGCCAGCAGAGGACAGUCCAAGGUCACCAUCAAUAGUAUGGAAUUUUGCUGAUAAGAGAUUUAGCUUGGAGUACAGCUGUGGAGAAUCAGAAUUUUAAAAGUAUAAUUUUUAUAUGUGCUAUAGUUAUCCAGAUUAAUAUCGCAUAAUAUAAUUAAAAGGACACUCCAGACCCUUCAAGCACUUCAGUUGGAUGGAUUGCUUUAUGUGUGAAGAAUGUGUUCUCUUUUACGUUUUACAAAAUAUGCAGAUUUCAAUAUAAAUUGUCACUUUUAUAAUUUAACCUGUUACUUCCUGGUUUGGUUAACUCAGUGGAGCUAAACUCAAGAGGCAGCAAUUGUCCAGAGCACUUGUCUGGUAAAGACAUAUCAUUAAACUGACUUGGGAAGUUUAUGAAUGGACAGCCACAGAAAGUUUAGGCUGGGUUAUGGGGGGAGGGUUUGCAAAUGCAAGGGGUCUGCAUUUUUUUGCAAUCUGUUUUUAGUUUUUUCCUCAAAGAAACAUGUCAUAAUUAAAUGUUUAUACAUGGUUUCAUUUCGGGUAUAUCUAUUAAACAAGGAUUUUUAAUUUUGUUUGAAGUUGGGUAGUGGAGUGUCCCUUUAACUAUAAAUGUGAGUCAUCCUUUUUCACCCUUAAAAAUAUGUGGGUUAGUGCUAGCAGUGCACUGUAUAACACUAAUGACACUUGAGGGACGGUUAGACAGCGUGGUAGCUCAGAAGACUUGCAGGAUGGGUUGACAGGCACAUUUUAAUGCCAGCCAAUCAGGACUGCCUAAUUUUAAUGCCAGCCAAUCAGGACUGCCUAUGAUAUCAAGUAAGUAGAAAUCUCUUCUAUAUGCUUCAGAGAGAAAAUAAGCUUACUAGAGUUCAGGGUUGAUAUCUUGUGGUCUUUGGAGGGUAUGUGAAUAAACAUAACAUCACAGCUAUAGAAAUAUAUUUAAAGGGACACUUCACUGCCCAAAUACAAAAUAAAUAAAACUCACUGUUUAGUAUAUAUCCCAAAUGAAAACUUGCAUGCAUUUAAUUAUGCAUUUUUGUCGUUGGAGUUAUAUCUAAAAAACGAUUCUAAAACCUGCUGAUCUUUUGUCUGCUGCCUUUGCAAGUCCUCCCCUUAAAACCCUAUCCACACUUUCUGUGACUGUCAAGUCCCAGACUUCCUAAUGCAGCUCAAUGACAAGUCUUUGCAAGGCAGGCGUGUGACAAAAAUCUGUAUUUUCUUGUCCCAGUUAUUUUCCCUGCAUUCAGUAGAUGUAUCUGCCGAACACUGACCACCCCCUGGCUCAUUGAACUUCAAAGAAAACCACAAUCUUAAGUGCUCUCUCUAUGUAGAAAAUGGCGGCCAUCUUGUCUCCUGAAAGCAGACAGAGGUACCUGGUCAUCGAGUGUCUGGAACUCUAAAGCGAACACUCGACCCCUCGAACACAGGUGAUUUGGUAUGAACACCUGCUUCUUUCCAUGGCAAGCCAGGGGAGCGCUGUUCGAUAGGAUUGUUCACACGAAUAAGGCGAACAAUCGCUACCUAUGAGCCAGGGGAACUGUUCGGCUUUUGGUUCGUUUUGGAACUCCCGAAGGUGACCAACCGUUUCCCCUGAUUCUCUGGAACUGAUUUGGGCAGAUGCCAUGUGUGCGUUCGAUCAAAACUUUACACCGGUGGCGAUUCGGCUGUGUUCGUGGGAUGUGAGCGCUAUUUAGAUAUGUUGGGCGCUCAGAUUCAGGCUAUCCGGAGAUAUAAUAUUUGUAUGGAUUCCUAUGUAUAUUAUAUGCAUUUUGGAUAUUUUAUGUUCUCACAACUUGCUUGGAUUUCAGGAGAGUACAAACUAGAGAACUAUGCGAACGGGCUAUAAUCACUUAAGCCUCUAGCAUUUCGGGAGGGUGCAAAUGAACGUACUUCAUGAAGUACAUGAGGUCCAUUACAAGGUGCUCUGGGCAAUUGAGUUCGCCUCUUGAGUUCAGUGCAACUAUGCUAACCAAACGAGGAAGUAACAGGACAUGUUGUCUGCUUAAAAAGCUAGGGGAGUAACCAGUGUAAUUUAUAAAAGGGUCACUGUGUAUUGAAAUCUGCACUUUUAUCAAAAUGAAAAAAGAGGACACACUCUUCAUACAUAAAGCUCUUUAGCAAGCUAAUGGGCUUUAGGAGUCUGAAGUGUUGUUUAAAACAAAAACAUUAUGCGGUUUACCAAUAUUUUCAACAAAAUCACAAAUAUGUUAGUAUAUUCAUAGCAAAGAAGAGCAUAGAAGAAUUUGGGACUGGGGACUUUAUAACUCAGAGCAUAAUCCUACUCACUUUGAGACAGCAAUAUUGGAGUAUAAGUCAGUAAAGCAGACUAUCACCUGCCUUUAUCAGCUAAUGUUUUUUUUUUAGAGAGACAGACAGGCAGGCAGAGAGAUAAAUAUGUAUAGUUAAGGAACACUUUAGUGUUAGGAAUACCAAACUGUAUUCCCAACUCUAAAGUGUUCCGCUGCCCUCUCUCACUUCCCAUGGAGGAUUUGGAAACACCAGACAUCCUCAUUCAAAGCGUGAAGAUAUCCAGCAUUGUUUCACAGUGUCAAACAGCCAAUAUAGGCAGUUUUAGAUUGCAGGGUUAAGGGGAAAGAGACCAACCUUUGGGACUUAAUGAAGGUUUCUCCUUCUCUCCAUUAAUUUAGAGUCCCCUUUCCUCCCCCUUACUCCCUGUUCUAUUAACUUUAUUAGUUCCAUUAACUAAUUUUACCGGAUUUGACAUAUCCCACCUCAAUGGAUCAUAAUACCUAUUCUGGAUUCUGCUCUUUAUCUAUUUCACUGUCAUUUUUCAAUUGUUUAUUGUUCUUGUUUGCAUCCACUUAUAUCUUUAACAUUUCCUGGCAAUUUAUAUGAGCCUCUCCUAUCAAAUUUGUGUGUAUAUAUAUAUUCUAUAUCCCUGAUUUAUUUGACCCUCUUCACUGUAAGGCAUAAUCUGCUAUCUGUGGACAUAUGGAUGAAAAUUACUUUAUACCUGUCAUGGAGGUUUGGUCAUUAGACACAGAAAAAUUUUCUCUGGUGGUAUAUACCUAAGGUUGCACACAUACAUAUGUGUUUGCCAGGGCUAAUGUACCCUUAAAAUAGAUAAUUUUAACUGAUAAAUUAAGUUAAAUGAUAGAUGAUAGACAGACAGUGGAUAGACAGGUAAGCAUUUGAAUAUGUAUAAUAACCCCCAAAGUUAUUUGAAAAUUAAUUUAUUGAUCCUUCUGUGACUAAAUAGUAUAUGUACUUUUCACUGGCCAUGUGACCAAGCAUUUCAAAGAUUACUUUAAAAAAAAAAAAAUAGAAUUAUAUUAAAGUAAUGAGAGGUCUGUACCUUUAAACCACAUUUGAAAUGUGUAUUCAUUGUUAAUUUUUUCAACAAGGAAAAAUGCAGCUCUUUUUGUGUCUAACUACUGUAACUCUUAGAAUUGGAUUGUAACUCCUACUUACAGAGAGCAAGCCCUGUUUAUUUGCUUAUUUAAAUAAGUCUAUAUGUGAAUCCAUCUCCCACUGGGAUUCCCCUAUUGAAUUAUACAGAUACAAUCCAGUAUAGGUGAGAUUGCAGACUUUUAAGUUCAUUUUUUAUUUUAUUUUUUACCUUACAAUAGCUCUAUAUUAUUUUUGCUGAGUUACUGGUAUAAUGCCUGUUCUUCCCUGAAUCUUCACAAACAAGAUUAUAUUAAAAUUAUUUUAAUGCAAUUGAUUUGUAUCCAACCACCCUACAUAGGCACAAUGCAAAAAAUCCUAAAAGUUAGGGGAAUUGGAUGUAUGCUUACACUUGAAUAGUCAGAGGCUUGGCCUAUUAGGCUUUGAAAUUCAAAUCUGACCACAACCACAUUGGGGUGAAGUGUGUCAACUAAGAAUAUAUACAUUUAACUUUUCCUCCAGUUUACACCUACAUUCAGGGCUUUCUCUCUAUAAGUAGGAGUUACAAUCCAAUUCUACAGACGAAUAGGGGUAAAGCCCCGAGACACCACUGGAGUGUCUCGUUGGUGUUUUAUUUUCAGAGCAGGGGAUUCUGCACUAGCAGACCCCCCUACUCUGAUUAUUUUUCCCUAUAUACUGUAACUCUUAGCAAGCAGUGUGUGUGGCUUGCAGAGGUUUACAGUAGUUGUAACCUAAAGACAUCAGCAGCUUAGUAUUUACCCUACAUGUAUUUAUUUGAGAACCAUAGUCAUAGUACAACUCAUCUACCUGGUAGAGGGUCUAUGGUGCCAGCUUACAAUGAACAUACAUGUGCCCAGGACGUACAGUCAACAAUUUACUCUUUCUAUAAAUAUUUACACUUUGGCAGUAAGUCUGUGCUCUGAGAUUUGAUAAAUAUCACACGUGCACACUCAGAACAGCCAUGGGAUUAUGUGAAUGAUCUAUGUUUCCCAUGGGUGCUUUGGGAGCUUCAUGACACUCUCAGACAGACGGAAACAAGAGGAUGGAGGGAGAGAAGGAGGAGGGAUUCUGCAUUAGGCCUGCAGCAGCUUAAUUUAAUGCUUUCAGUUAUGUGAUCCUUGGAGGAGAAUAGCUACAGGGUUACAAAAUUAUUCCCCCAAACUGGUCCUUUGCAUUUGUUGAGGAUGCGACUGUGUUGCUAGGAUACAGGUGGAGAUAAGGUAUCUUCCCUCAGCUAAGGUAUCCAGGUAAGUAUAUUGCAUGGGAGCUAAUGAUACUGAUCUCAUCACUUGCACAUUGUACCCAAAGUCGAUACAGUGCAGAGGGACAGGGCAGGAUGUAGAGAUUUUAUAAAGCAUGAAGAUUGUGCAGAGCUGGGAAUACAGCCUUCAGAUUAUAGAUGAUACAUUAUGCAUGUGCAUUUGAAAUGUGCUCCUGGUAGUGAAUUUGUCUCAGAUUAAAUUAAAUAGUAUGUGGACAGGAUAUUGCAGGGUUGUAGUCAAGGUCAUGCCUUAUUUUUAUUGUUGCAGUUUCAAGAACUAUGGGAGAUGGUGCUGCCUCUCUAGGUUAGUUAUCAUUCAGGAAGGAAAAUGUUAAAACUGCAGUGAUAUUUCUUUACCUCUGCAGCAUGGUCCAGAGCUGGGCAAUCAUUUAAUGGUGCAGGCUGCUGUCUUAAUCUCCACAGGCAGCAGGAUGUCUUUGCUAUAUGACAUGCUAUCUUUUGCAGUGUGAGAAUCACUAUAGAUCUCUCUGUGACAAUGUUUCUCUUGAAUUAAAUGAACGCUCUUUAGGAAAAUGAUGGAGGGUGACAGGAGGUGGUUUUUAGUCGAAGACUAGAGGUCAUUCUGGCUAGAAACUGCAGAUUGUGCAAUGCUAAAAAAAGUUAUUUAUGUGUAGACACUGUAAUAUUUAGCAAGGUAAGAUACAUUUUAAACAGAUUCAUUAUUUUGAGUCUUGUGUGCCGAGUGUAGAUCUUCCAGUAGAAUUGGUAUAUCUAUUUUGCCAUCAGAGGUUUAAUCUUGUGUUGCCAUAAUUAUGAUAUGUGAUCGUUGAUGUGUAAAUAUUAUAUGCGCACAUUAAUUCUUUCUACUGUAUUUCUCCAGAUGUCCCAACCUAUUGUCCCUGUAACAUUUUGUAAUUGUUACAUUUUCUCAUUUAUAAUAUUGUGAAGCAUUGCAGAGUAAAUUGGUGCUAUAUAAAUGCCAAUAAUAAUAAUUUUUAAUAAACAUGCUUAAAAACAACAGUUUAUAUACAUACAUAUUUCUGUUUAAAGGAAUACUCUAGCAUUCAAACAUAUAUUCCUGAUGCUAGAGGGCUAUACUAACUAUUUUGAUUGCUAGCCCCCCUUUAUUCAAGUUAAGUGAAUAUUGUUGCACUGAGGAUAAGUGAACGGUUAAAAAUGGAAGCAAUGGGAGACCCCAACACUUCCUUCCUUUAAUCCCUCUGGCAACUGUGUUUAGUAGGAAUUAUAUUAAAUCCCCCCCAUAGGACUUCUCACCCACUGCUAUGGAUGAGUGGUUAAAUUACAGGAAAGAUAUAUAUCCUAAGCUAAGCAACUAAAAAAAUAAAAAUAAAACUACCUACCUCAGACCCCCCACCUGCCUUGACAUGGGUAGGGUUAGCUAGUGGUUGCUUGCUAUUAUUAAAGACUAGCUAUCAUGCAGUUAUUGCUACCCAUUUACUAAUUCAGUAAAGGGGUUUCAGGCACAGAUCCACACAGGUGGGUGGAGGGGGGUUGUAUAGUAGUGACCCCACCCCAUGCCUAUAACCUUGGCUAGCAGGAAGUGACUAUUAAAACAAUGCACAGAGGACCUAGUGUACCCCAGGUUAUUAUUUUAGAGCCCCCACCCACCAAUUCAUUCUGCUUAAAUACUGGCUAUCCACCUGUCCUCCCAGCAAUAAUAACACUCAACGCCCUUCUCCUACAGUACCCUUAAUUGUUUCAGUUACCAUUGACUAUAUUAAUUACAAUGUUUUUGCCAUCAGUUUUUUUCUCUUUUUCUUUUUUUUUUCUCUUCCUUCCAUUUACUUCUUUAAAAACAAAAAGCAAAACCUAGCCAUUUUCGGGAACUGCAAUAAUUUUGGACCUUCACCUCAAACCUCAACCCUUAGUCACUUAUGUGAUUUACUGGCGGGCACCAAAACAAAAAGAGUGACAUACUGUAUAUGCCAAUAAAAAUGCAAUAUACAAUUAAAAAAUCAUUAACACAUAUAAGGGCAAAUAUCAGAUAUGUCCAGUAGUAGGAAUGGGGAUACUAAAGUAAUUACUGAACGUUAUCAGUUACUUAGAACCAUGACACUAUUUAGUCAUUAGAAUUGCACAGGAAAUGUAAUACAAUAUAUAUGGGUGGACCGAGGACAGAAUAAGGAUACCAAAGCAUAAAACAGCAUGGCAAAAAUAUUAAGCAGGUCAGUCAAAUCUACCACCUCAGCACAGCACAAUGCCCAGGGGUCAAGUCCUGGGGGGGAAAAGCGUGGGAACUCACCCAAGAUCACCCCACCACCACCACCACCCAAAAGCAUCUUCACCUGUGUACCUCUUAACCAGUCUUUUGUUUCUUAUCCCCUUUUAGAUAUAUAUUGAGAUAUAGGCUCCAAGAACCAUUUAGUGUAUCUUACCCCUAUUUUUCCCCAUUGUAUGUCUUACACCUCCCUUGUGUAUCUCUUACAACCCCCCUUUGUGUGUCUUAUUCACCCCAGCCCCUUUGUGUAUCUCUUUCUCUCCCAGCCACUUUGUGUGUUUCUCUUUUACCACAAGCCCGUCUAUCUCACCCCAGCCCCUCUGUGUCUCUUUUUCCUCUUCUCCAGCCCCUCUGUGUCUCUUCACCCUUAGCCCCUUUGUAUUUCCACCCCAGGCCCUUCUGUGUGUCGAUUUCAUCCCCAGCCCUUUUGUGAACUUUCUCACCACAGGCCCAUCUGUGUGUCUUUCUCCCUCCUCAGGCCAUCUGUGUAUCUUUCUCCCCACUCAGGUCCCCCUUUGUGCCACCAUCCCCUCCAUCUCCCGUAGUGUUCCUCUCUCCUCCCCUCUAUGUUCAUUAGUGUUCCUCUCCUCCCCUUACCUGUCUCUUAGUGCCCCCCUCUGACUCCCAUCAUGCUGAGCCCCCACUGGACCCCAGGGAAAGUCACCUUCCUGCAAAAGGUAGGAAACAGGAGGGUGACUUAAACAUUUUGUGUAUGUGUGUGUCUCUCUGUGUGUAUGUAUGUGUCUCUGUAUGUAUGUGUGUGUGUGUGUUUAUUUAUGUGUCUCUGUAUGUGUGUGUCUGUAUGCAUGUGUGUCUGUCUGUAUGUAUGUAUGUGUCUUUCCGGGGGGGUCUGUCUGUACGUAUGUGUGUGUGUGUCUGGGGGGAGGGGCCAUGGAUAGGGGCACAGCAUGGAUCGGGGGGGGAGGGGGCCCACGGAUCAGUUUUGUACCAGGGCCCCAUAGAUUGUGUGUACACCACUGGUCCAUAGUGUUCUUUCCCUCCCUCCCCUUUCCAAUAGUGUGUUUUACCCCUCCCCUUUCCCAUAGUGUUCUUUCCCACCUCCCCUGUUCUAUAGUGUUCUUCCCCCCCAUUGUGUUCUUUCCCCCCUUCCCUGUCCCAUAGUGUUCUUCCACCCCAUCUCAUUGUGUUCCUUACCAACCCCGUCCCCCAUCCCAUAGUGUUCCUUACCACCCCACCUCCCCUUUCCCAUAGUGUUCCUUACCGCCCCACCUCCCCUGCCCCAUAGUGUUCCUUACCACCCCCCCUCCCCUGUCCAUAGUGUUCUUUACCACCUCCCCUGUCACAUAGUGUUCUUCCACCCCAUCACAUAGUGUUCUCCUAACCCCCCCCCUCACCCAUCCCAUUGUGUUCCUCUUACUACCCCCCUCCCCCCGUCCCAUGGUGUUCUUCCUUACCACCCCCCACCCAAAAUGUUCAUCUUUACCACCCACUCUCCCUGUCCCAUAGUGUUAUUCCUUUCCUGUACUCUGCCGGACUGACAGGAAGUGCUCUCUCAGUGAGCACUUCCUUUCAGUCCAGCCAGGAACAGGAAACUGAAGCUCCUGGACCACGGUGCACACUGCUCCGCUCGGCCACACUACACAACAUUGAUUGGCUAAUGGAGUAGGUGUGGCAAGCAUAAGAAAUAUGGAGGAAAUUAUGCGCAAAAAAACCCAAAAAAUACAAAUUCACAUUUGCCUGGCAAAUGUGUGACUGGCAGGUCACUCUGAUCUAGUGCCCCCCCGGGCCAGUGCACACUAAGAUGGCCGUUUGUGCCGCCUUAUGUACGUGCCGGCAGUGUCUGCAGGACUAACGGCAAUGGCGUAACUGCUGUGGAAAAAGUGCAGGAAUGCUUUUCCCAUGCGUUCCUGUAGGAUUCGAGCCCUAACGAUGCCCCUCAGUUAGAUAAAAAGGAUAAUAGAACAUGUGUAUAGAUAUUGCACUAGCAGACCUAAAAAACAAACAAAAAACUUUAUUAGCCAACAUGUAAUCACAAUACAUCCAAGAGUAUAUGACAACUAAGUAAAAAAAAAAAAAAGUGUUCUAUACAUGUGAGUUAAAAGUUGGUAGAGGUAUGAGGAGAAUCCAGAUUGUCACAUCACUGGACAGCAGAGAUAUAGGCUCCAAGAACGCUGGAAGAUCUUAAGCCCAUCAUAUAGCAUGCCACACCCCCACCUCCCCCCCUUCGCUGCAAGUUAGUAACAUGCCCAUUGGUCAUCUGGAGCAGUGAUGCCUAAAAGCUAGAUCCCCAGAUGUUGGAGAACAAUAUGAUGCUUUUGCAUGCCUUUAAAAUGCUUCCGAAUGACUAAGUAUCAUAGAAGCUGUAGUUUAAAAACAUCUGGGCACCUUUAGGGCUCCCCUGUUCUAGAGUGACAUUGAAGAGGUUCUGAUAGAAGGAUAUAAAUGAUCCCUGGAAUUGUCAUGUUUGUCAGCAUUUAUCAGCUGCUUUGUUACUGUGAAAGAGUGGAGACAACAAAUAACAUAUUUUGGGGGACCAUCAGGUCUCGGAGACCUUAUAAGGACACUCUGAAACCCUAGAGCAGUUUAGCUUGCUGGAAUGCUGUAUGUGUGAAGAGUGUGUCCUCUUUUUCAUUUUACAAAAAGUGCAGAUUACAAUAGAAAUAAAUUAUACUUGUUAAAACCACUUGGCUUUCAAGCAGACAACCAGUCCUGUUACUCCCUGGUUUGCUUAGCUCAGUGGAGCUAAAACAAAAUAAAAUGUAAAGUUGUAAAGUCAGAGAGUUUGUCAGACUGGAGUAAUCCCAAAAUAAUGAACAUUACAAACCAAAACGAGAGAACAAGGAAAACCCCAGCUCAAACAAUCUAAAACAUAACUUUUAAUAUUCAUAAUGAACAUACGCAUAUUAAAUAAGCAGAAAAGAAUCUUGAUAAAGUCCUAUAGAUAUAUAUCAGAUGUCUUACAGACAAAACAGAAACAAAACAAUGUGUAUGGAUACUAGAUAAAUCAAUAUCAAAGGACUAAUCUGAAAACAAGUAUCUUAAUCCGUUUAGGCUUAGUUAUGAAUUAUGGGCUAAAAACACCCAUGUAUUAAACAUCAUAUUUACAAUAUUAAAGGGUGCUGGAGUACACUGGAGCUGCAAAAACGUAGUGCAGACAGCGUGGUGAGUGACUCUGAGACCUGUGUGGAGUACCAGGCUUUCAAUUUCUGACCAUUUUCAUUCUAGACUGCAUUGUGUCAGAUAGCAUGCACAUCUGAUAUAUAACAGAAUUUAGCAAUUAAAACACAUUAUAAAGAAGGAUUGUUAUAAUUGUGCAGUGGUAGAAGAUAGGAACAGCUUGUACCUAGAUGCUGAGAUAAGGAUAGCUGUGAUUAAUUACAUUAUUACUAUAUAUAUAUAUAUAUAUAUAUAUAUAUAUAUAUAUAUAAGGAACAUAUAAACAAAAACAAAAAAGAACUGAUAGACUAUGAUGACAGAUAAGAAAUUAUCUAGCCGAUCGUACAUACAUUAAAGCAGCACGUAGAUUUUAUUACUGUUUGUAGUGUAAGUGUGUGUGGAACUAAGGAUUUAUUUGCAGCUAGUAGAUCAAUACCUUUUUAUGUAAUGAAAGACGGAUAGUGGUUAUAAGACAAAAACAACACUUUUAUCAUAGUUACUUCCCCAUUGAAUCUUAUCAUAGACAAUAACUGUUCAUUCAAGAAUUUCUUCUACUGGGCCCCAAUGAUUUCUAUUAGUGGUCAUGGCCACAUACCAUAAGGAGCACAGCAUGUGAAAUACUGCAACCUCUGUUUUCGUAAAAAAAAAAUUCUGCUGGUCCCUGCAAGGAAAUGCUCAAAGAAUGUAUGUAUUUAUGAUAUUACAGAUGGUUUAAGUCUGCAUCUGGAAAAUUGUUGUACAUACUGCAUUGCCUCUAUAGAUAAUUCAUGGGAACAUGGUUUUCCCUUGUUUUUUUUUCGGAACAAAAUCUCAACAUCUUGUAACUUAGCCAAGAUUUUCAUGACAAACAUAAUAUUUUAAGAGUAUUUGCUUACAGGACUGAUGCAGCUUUGUGUGUUUAACUGCAUGGUUAAUAUAUUAGAGCUAUAUUGGCACUAUUUUAGGGUAAAGUGAGGCAUUUGGGGGGAGAAGAACAUAUUUUUUAUUUUUCCCCCCUUAUAUUUCUAACAAGUAUGUCAUAGCUAAAAUCCCUGCAAAAAUUAUUGUUGAUCGUGCCAGAAAAAUAGUAUUUUAUUUUUUUAAACCUUAUGCUCUCUGCUUGUUUUGCAGUGAUACUUACAAUUUCUCCUUAAAGGGAAACUAUGGCACCAUAACAUCUUUAGCUUAAUGAAGCUAUUUUAGUGUAUAGAUAAUGUCCCUGCAGUAUCAAUGCUCAACACUCUGCAAUUUAGGAGUUACAUCGCUUUUAUUUUUGUUUAUGCAGACUUGCCACACCUCCCCUCAUGUUGAAUCAGAUAUUAUAAUACAGUUUUUCUUUAGAUAUUAUAAUGCAGUUUUUGUUUUCUUUAGAAGUUUGUAUAUCCUACUUUGUGAAUUCAACUUUAAUCACACACACGAGGCUCCUACAGGCUCUAGUUUAACAAAAUAGAUCUCUCUUUACAAAAGCAGCAAAAACAGGAGGUAACACAAUGCACAGCUUAGUAGAUAAGGCCCACUUCUGGAACCACACUUUUAUUCGAAGAGCAUACGCCAGACAGAUGGUUUGGGACUUCCUCAGUGUACAAAUGCUCUUUUCAUCAGCUAGGGCUGCUACUUCCAUAUGAGCCAAAGCAAUGAUGGGUAGCAUUAUUACACUGAGAGUGUCAGCUGAACUCUCCAAACCUAUUGUGACGGACCGCUGGCACUCCGACUGAGUACCUCCACCAAUCGAUGCUCCUUGCGCUUGCCUAGGACUCCGAGCACUCCAACCGACACCAUCAGCACAGUAGACCCCACUUCCAGCGAUGCUGCUGCGCUGGGGUCUUGCCGUCUCUCACCCACCCUGGAUCCACGACCAGAAUCCAGCUCCCAGUGGGUGAGCCUCUCCUAAAUCCAGAGAGCGUAGCAGGAACAAAUCAAGCUCUUACAAGAGCUUACUCUGGGGAGUAAGUGAUUAUAGCAAUCCCCAGAGUGUAGAUAUCCCUUCCCCCAAGCAUGAGCCAAGGCUUCAAGAAAUGUGCAAGUAGGUCUGGUUUAUUGAGGGCUAACUGCCCGGUAUUUAUGCAAGUGUCCACCUGAUGGAACAAUGGGACACAUAUUGGAUAUUAGCCAAUCACAGACAAUACAAACAAAACACUCCCACAGUGACAUCACAAUCCCUCCUCUCUAUCCUAGAGAUAAUUGGGAAGUAAUCAAAUUAUCUCCCAGGACAGAGGCAACAAUGUUACAACUAGAAAAGCUACAAUUUCUGGGGAAAUUGUGUGAAGUGUUCUUGCCUCCACCAGUAGUCUACAACUGGAGUGGGCGACGUAACUGUUAUCAUUUAUAUAACACAUUUAAUUGCAAUGUUGUUGCACAGUUACAUUAAACCAUACAUUUAUAAAACAUUAGCAGGUGUUCAAAAGGCCCUGUCUAUGACAUCACUUGCUGCUGCAGCCUGACACAGGUCAGAGUAUUUUGGCGGUUGCCAUCUUCAAACGGUCGUAUUUUAAAAACUAUAAAUCCUACAGCGAAGAGCUUUAUAUUGUGAGAAUCACAAGACCCAGACCUACAUUUUGAUGCAUGUAUGUCUCUGAAGUAUUAAAAAUGAAGGCACAGUCGCAGUUUAGAAAUUGCACUUCAAAUUUGAGCUUUGUAGAGGGAAGUUUCAAUGAAUGUCAAUGGACGGCGUUAGUUGCAAACAAAUGAUUAUAUUGUGAAAACUAUCAGGACUAUGGCUUAGCCGUUGACAUGUUUAGUGGCAGCAGGGAUAGCUGAACGUUUUGAUAUAAGAUUUGUGUAGGUGGGCCUGAAAAUAAGGGAGUGGUGGCAGUUUAGAAAUCAUGUCCUGAUUUUUCAGCUUUUGCCAGCUCCCACUCUAGCUUUGCCAUUCAUUCCUAUGGGACUAAUUUCGCCACAAGAACGACGAUAUUCCGUGAACCAUUCGGCGAAACGUUCCACAAAGUAAUAGCAAUCCGAUCGGGAACAAUCUGCACAUUUUGGUAAAUUUUUGUCUAUGUAGUGUAAAAACUGUGGGAGGAGUUAGGGUGGCAAAUAUUGCUAUAAUAAUACUAAUAACUAGAAAAGUUACAAUUUCAGGGGAAAUUGUGUGAAGUGUUCUUGCCUCCACCUGUAGUCUACAACUGGAGUGGGCGGAGUAACUGUUAUCAUUUACAUAGCACAUUUAAUUGCAACGUUUUUGCACAGUUACAUUAAACCAUACAUUUAUAAAAACAUUAGCAGGUGUUCAAAAGGCCCUGUCUAUGACAUCACUUGCUGCUGCAGCUUGACACAGGUCAGAGUAUUUUGGUGGUUGCCAUCUUCAAACGGUCGUAUCUUAAAAACUAUAACUCCUACAGUGAAGAGCUUUAUAUUGUGAGAAUCACAAGACCCAGACCUACAUUUUGAUGCAGCUUUUGGCAGCUCCCACUCUAGCUUUGCCAUUCAUUCCUAUGGGACAAAUUGCACCACAAAAACGACGAUAUUCCGUGAACCAUUCGGCGAAACGUUCCACAAAGUAAUAGCAAUCCGAUCGGGAACAAUCUGCACGUUUUGGUAAAUUUUUGUCUAUGUAGUGUAAAAACUGUGGGAGGAGUUAGGGUGGCAAAUUUGGCUAUAAUAAGAAUAAUAUAUAUGUGAGAUAACAAUAAGUGUUCUUGCAAGAACACUUAAUAAUAUAUAUGUGAGAUAACAUUAAGUGGUCUUGCUAUGCAAGAACACUUAAUUACUACAUAAAACAUAUACAUGCAACAUAUCCCCAGAUAGCUUAGAUCUGAGUGCACAUUAUUACCAAAUGGCGCUCAGAUCACAUACAUACAGUUCAAUUGCCAUGGAGCUAAAGUCUUUUCCAUAGUCUUUCAUUACACGAAUAGGCUCCAUGGCAUAGCUAUCUGGGGUAGCACUACUCACAUAAUGAAAGUCCCGAACGCCCCGGCAGAAAUACACAAAUAAACCUUUCUCCAGGGUAAAAUACAGCUAUCAGCACAGGGGCCAUAGUCGGAAGGCAGGAGGCUAGCCAGUAGUCCCCUCCAGGUACAAGUGGCGAAGAGCACUUCGUCACACCUUUCAUUAUAGUCCAUUUCCAGUAUACAUUUUCACUGACAUACAAUCCGCUUUACCCAAACCUCUAGCGGGUGUGCACAGGGACCUCUAUUCAUUAUUGUAUUGUAUUAACAUCUUAAAGACCAGUGAUGGUCUAUCUUAUCAUAACAUUCUCUUCUUUAAGAUCUUGUUUUAAAAUGGGAUGUCCCACUCAAAUAUCAAUAAUAGGGCUGAAAUGGCAUGAAGGCAAUAUUUAACAUUUGAUCCUACACAGAUUGAAUGGGAGUGGGAGGUGCCGGACAAUUGACCCUAUCAUUUUUUUCCCCCGUGACACAUUUAUAACAAAAUUGGGAAGAGACAGCAAGAUACUUUUAAGGGUAGAUUGAGGAUGUGAUGCAUAUAUGUAUAUAAGAUAGUAGGAUAAAGCUAGGUUUUUAACAGAUAAAAACUAGCAGACAUGGUGAUCUGAUCCACAAUGUAUCCUGUUCCAGAAGUAUAUGCAGGAAAAAUAAUUGUAAAAUGGAUUGUUGCGCUUUUGAGAUCAUGGUGGUAAGUUUAAACCUUAGUUUUUAACUCCUUCAAAACCAAGUUGUUUUUGAUUGAAAACAAUAAUUGUUACGUUGCUUAAGACAAUGUAUGGGUACAGCAAUCUUUUGUAUAGAAUGAUGUUCAAGCAUGCCCAAUAAAAUAUGUUUCUGUAAGAAGACAGCAUUUACAUGUUUUAAAGGGCUAUUCAUCACUUGACAAUUGUUUUUAAGCCAGCAAGCAAACACUUUUAAACAAAUAGACAAACCAAAAUAAAGCUAGAAAAACUUUGAAAAGUAACAAACGUUUAUAAACUUACUAUAAACCUGGUCAUAUUGUGGUAUUGAGCAUGCCCUUCAGCAAGGGGCGUUUCUUCAGUCUCCCCUUUCUUUUAUACUACCAUCUCAGGUUCAGAUCAGUCCACUAAUGACAGCAACAGGAAAAGAUAAGCCCAACACAGAACCUGCUUUGUAUGAAUCACACAGAUCAGACUCCCUCUCUUUUCAACCUGCCAGAAUGUUGCAAGAUAAGGAGAUAUUUUCCAGCUGCACAUGUGUAAAUCUGUCAGUGAUGCCCAAUGCACUUUUCCAGCAUUCCUAGGGAUAGAAUAUUGAUUGGUUAGUGGAGUAGGUGUGGAAAGCAUAAGAAAGAAGGAGGAAAUUAUGCGCACAAAAAAAAAAAACAACACAUUUGCCUGUUUUUUCAGCCAAAAGCUUUUAAAUAAGACAGUUGUCUCAAAAUGAUGCAUGUCCUUAUAACUUGUACAUCCAUUUGUUGGAUAUUAUGUGAAGGUCCAAAGUAUUACAGAUUAUGUGCCAACCUUUGUUUCACAAAUCAGGGUCAGGGAAAUUUGUACAGACAGUAGGUAAGGAACUAAACUGCCAAUAGCAAUGUUUAAAUUUAGUAUUGUAAUAAAAUCUGCUGGCACUUUUGGAAAUUAAGAUGCUCUAAAUGCAAUAUAUAUCUGGGUGAGGACAGUACUGAUUCUGAGAAGAAGGUGGCUUAUUUAUUAGAUGGAAUUAGUAACAGAUUUCAUUAAAGUAACACUGUAAGCACAAUAACCACUACAGUUUGCUAGUGGUUAUGGUGCCAGGAGUGCCUUGGUAACUCCCAGUGAAAGUAGUCAAACCAUUGGAUAAUGGUUUGAUUGCUUACCUGUUGUCUAACAGGUGUCACUCCCCACCUCUCGUCUUCCUGUCUGAGAGCUAUAAGCUCCUGUUUCCAUUAGCUCCCUUAAGCUUCAGCUAAUUGCUUUCAUCCAAUAGGUUAAGCCCUGCUCAGCCCAGCUUAGCUCAGGAAGAGAGUUUAUGGCUUUCAGACCAGAAUGGGAAGGGGCAGGAAGUGGUGCCCAGCAUACCCCAGGUAAGAAGCCAGGCUAUUAGAAAAUAGUUUGACUACUUACAUAUGGGGGCAGCAAUGCCCUCCUGACAACAUAUCUAGUGUAGUUUACUGUAGUGUUUAUGUUGCUUGGAGUAUCCCUUUAAUUUAAUUGCAAUCUCAUAAAACACAGUCAGGUGAAUUUCAAAUGUAUGUUCAAAAGAGCUAAACUGUAAAAAUUCUACACCUCACCUAUGCUUCAAAUUUACUACUCUGGCCUUAAAAUUUUAAUUAAUUUAGAAUUCAAUUUAAAUAAUCCUGUUUAAUUUUAAUUGUAUCACCUGCUGAUCUUCAAAAUAAGAGAUACAAUGGAUAUAUAAUAUGCACUUAAUUCAAUGAACUGUUAAAAAGCAGAGAAAAUAAAUCUGUUCUGUUAACAAGGAUCUCCAUUUUUUUUUAAAUUUCCUUUACUACGACAUGAUUAAAAUAACUAAAAAAACAAGACAAACUGUCUGCAGUAUUUUACAUGAGAGCGAAAGAUCUGUUCAUAUUGCUGCCCUAAGCUCUUUGGAAGUUUGUCUCCAAUUUUAGAAACAAGUAGAUUCCUUUCCUCUGAUUUCAGAUUUAUACGAUGAAUGAAAUUACCAUGGAGGCGGAAACAAACAGUGAUGUACCCCAGCAGAACCCAUUUAUGCUCUUUUUUUUAGUUUUUGUCUUUUUUGGUACUGGUCUUAUUGGAUUCCUAAUCUGCCAUGUCCUUAAGAAGAAAGGAUACCGAUGCCGUACGUCCCCUGAGGAUCUAGACUCUGACAUCAAGGAAGCUCUAAAUGAGGAACAAGAAAGUGAGUAACAGUGUAUAAAGUACAAUGUAAAUAAAUAACCAUACCAUGUUAUGUAGACAAGUGAUAUUAACAUGCAGUUAAAUGUCCAUUAUGCAAGGUCAUUAUUAUUAUUAUUUUUUAAAUAAAAUACAUUCCCAAUGCUAAUUCAAUAACAAGGGUUGUGUAUUAUUAAGUAAGAUUGCACAGAAAAGGAAAGGCACAUGGGUCACUGGUAUUAACUUGAAAAGCUGAUGUAAGAUACAGACAGAGGCUAAAUACUUCUGAUAUAUUGUAUUACCAAUAAUUAACUCUUUUGUGACAAAAUACCUAAUAAAUAAAAUAAAAUGAUUUUCUUAAAGGGACACUCUGAACCCUUUAAGCACUUUAGCUUGCUGAAAUGCUUUAUGGGUGAAGAGUUUGAUUGUUAAUUUACAAAAAGUGCAGAUUUCAAUGAAAAAUUGCACUUUUUAUAAAUUAAGCUUGUUACCAGGGUCAGAUUUACAAGUGCCAUUUGGUCUACAAAGUUGUUCACAUUAUUUAAGAAUGUCCAGAUUUUGCAAUUCAAACCCUGAACAGGCCCUAAUUUGGUCUGGAUUACAGCUGCAGUCGAACCCAGAGGCUUCAAAUCUACAUGUUAGAAUGACAUUCUCCUGUAAUCUUGGAGCCGAACCAAACACUAAUCUUAGCAAAGAGGUUGGAAGUUUUGUUGGUUGAAAUUUGGUCACAGCUAUUUCCACCCAAAUCUCACUGCAGCAAAGACAUCCUUUUAAAAAAUAAUAAGGAUCUAUUUGGUUGAAUGCAAUAACAGUUUUUUUGAAAAUGAAUACAGUGAACCUCAGAGGAAAGAGCAGACCCGAAGAGAAUUGAACUGAAUGAAAAUGAUGGAAUUUCCCCGAAGUGGGAUACCAGAGGGAAGGUUUAAGACAGUAGAACAGUGGUCCCAAAUAAGGACAAAAAUAAUCCAGUGUAUUAUUAAUAGUUUAGUUACUUGGGGCCUUUACUACUGUGCUCUGAAACAAAAUAAUUCUUGUAUUGUAUUUGUAUUUUUUCUCUCUUUUUUUUUCUUAGGGUUUAUGUAAAUAUACUGCCUAGCGGACUGUAUCUGAUUAUGUCUUCCAAUACAAAAGAAUAAUUUUUUAAUGUUAAAUUUACAGGGUUAUUCACUAAAGUAAGAAUUCAAGGCGAAUUUGUAUUAAAUUUCUAAUUUAAGGGGAAUAUAGCCAAAAUGAAAAAAAUCUCUAAGUUGGCUACACAUUCUUUUUUUAUUAUGGCAUGAAAUAUUCACUUAACUUAUUUUUUUAACUUAAUGAUUAGACCUUACCCAUGUUACUUUUUUGACACACACAUUCUAACACAUUCACACAUUAUUAUUUUUAUUUUAAUUUAGUGUCUGCACCUUUUCAAUAGGUUAAUCUACAUUGGGGUAUGUAGGCACAUGCUUCAUUACAUUUUUUUGAGGUUGUCUUGCUGGAAUAUAUAUUUUAUUUCCUGUAUUUACGUUAUUAUAAAAGAAAAACACACACACACACAAACACACACACACAUCUGUAUCAACAAUACAGUGCAUUAUUAGUGAAUGACAUAGUGAUAUCGGAAUGUUAAUAUCUGGUUGCACAUAUACAAAGGUAUUUUAGGGUUUUCCCAACAAGUGAGAGAUCUACAUUGGUAUUGUAUCAUAUAAUGAGUCGACAUUAGUCACAGUACAUAAAUGUGUGUGGUACGGUAUACAUAUAGUGAUAUAGAAUGACAUCAUACAGCAUAAGCAGUAACAAGAUAACUUGGAUUAAGGAAAGAGAAAGGGGGCAUGUGAGACACAUAAUGUAGAGCAUAUGUUAAGCACUGGGGAUGAGCAAGUGACAGGGUGGUCUUAGUGGUCUCAUCGGGUGGGUAGAAGUUUUAUUGCUGCAUCAAGGGCUGGUAUAUUUUCUUUAGAUUUUUGCCACUCUUCUAUGUGCUAAUGUAAGUUCAAGUUUAGAUGAGUUGAAGUUUUUUUAGGGCUUUGUUUCUCUAUCUAUUUGUUGUUCAUCUGUACAUAUCCUGUUAGCAUUCAGUGUUUUUUUUUCCUCUACUCUCAAUUUUAUUAACCUGAGUGGUUUUGCCAUAGUAGGCAGCCUGCAGUAUACACUUACUCUCUGGCUUAUUUAUUCAUAUAUUUUCACCUUCGUUUUGUGGGAAGACAUUUAUAUUGACUAUUACAGUGUUAGGUGUUGUUUUUGCUUUGAUUUAUGAUAUAUUUAAAUUAAGCGUACAGUAUGUGUGUGUGUAUAUAUAUAUAUCUUUAGUCUCUUCCCUGCCUUUUCUUUUAUUCCUUCUUUGGUUACGGCACAUCUAUUGAUCUCUUUUCAUUUUCAGGUAUGCAUUCAGUUCAGUUACUCUGGCCUUAUAUAAAUACCAGUAAUAAUAAUAAUAAUAUGUAAAAUUCACUUUAAAUUCUCACUUUAGUAAAUAACUCGCUAUGUCAGGGCUUGACAAAAUUGUUUAGAAUUUAGGAGUCCAUUUUUUUUUAAACUAACAAAGCUUUAUUUUCAAUGACAAAAAAAAAACUAUUCUUAAAGGGACACUAAAGGGACAGUUUAAUGUAAUGGUUCUGGUGUCUAUAGCCUGUCCCUGCAGGUUUUUCAAUGUAAACACUGCCUUAUCAGAGAAAAGUAAGUGUUUACAUUGCUGCAUAGUAACACCUCUUGUGAUAGUCACUCAGACGGCCACUAAAUAUGUUUCUUAGUUCUAUGUACAGCAUCUCCUUGUUCUGCAUAGCAUAACUGGAUGUUCUCCAUAAAGAUGCAUUAAUUCAAUGUAUCUCUAUGAGGAUAUAGUGAUUGGCGCAGAGUGUGCCUAUUUAGGUCACACAGCAGAGGAAGAAGAGCAGGAAGAUGACAGCUCCCUCACCGCCCAGCUCCAUUUUCCCUCAGCCACCUGCCACCAUUCUCCAUCAGCCACCCGCCUCCAUUUUCGCUCAGCCACCCGCCUCCCUCAGGAGAACAGGCUGAAAAUCACAUAGGAGCGAGGGCAAAAUUCAUAGUCACAAUGGCUCCCUGGCAUCUGGGAUUUGUCAAGACUUGCUUUAUAUUUUUAUUUGAGAAGCACCAUAGUGUAGCUUCAAAUUUGCCUCUUUAUUUUCAUGAAAUUAAGAAAUAGUCCAGAGCUACAACAUUACUUUGCACAGGGCUAUAGAAAUCGAAUAUCCCUCAGCUAUUGUUAAAAAAAUCAGGAUAACCUGGAAGUUCAGCUGCAUUUUUAGCAUCAACAGCACCAAAGCAGUAGUGUGGCAGUUCUAUAAAUGUUGUUACACACAUUUAGAACAUGAGCAUAGCUUCAUGGGCUAGAUAAUAUGUCAUGUAAUCUAUACUUUGAAUGUGUAAAAUACACUGCAUGUUAGAUGCUAACAGCACCAUCAUGUGUAAAAAUGUAAAUGGAGACGGGCUCAAUAAUUUGUAUACUCCUGUUUACUGUGCACUGCUAAUUAGUGUUUUAGUACUGCAGCUUUGUACAGUGGAACUAUCCAUCACACCAACAUGCACUCAUUGAGACACAUACUAUUUAAUCAACACACAUUUUCAAUGAAAGACACAUUCCCUCACUGAUACACAUACACACACUGACAAACAUUCACAGAUAUACACACUCACAGACACACAAGCAAAGACACUCAUUCACUGACAGACACACACUCACACACAAGGACACGCACACAUGCACUCAAUUACAGACACAGGUAACUGACAGAGACAGACUCUCACUGAAUUUACAUACAUGCACGGACACACACUCACUGACAGACACACACAUUCACAAUUUAUUUUUAUUUGUCCACCCAGUCUCCCUACUUUUGGGAAAGCUGGAGUGGAUCCUUUUCCUGAGGUCCAAUGUGGAUCCCUCUCCCUGUGGUCUAGGGUGGCUGCUAUGAUCCUGUCAUCUUCUUGUUCUGUUCCCAUGUGCGCCGUUUAGUAUUGCCGGAGCCAGAGUGACAUCAUAUUCCAGAUCUUAGCAUCACUGCAGGGCUCGCAAGAGAGCAGGAAGAUUAAAUCUCCAUUGCCGUCCACUAAAUUUGAGCACAGUCACGCACCUCAAUGGGGCCCUAAGACAGCCAGUUCUUUGGCCUCCUCCAUGACAGGCAGGACAUAGGGAGCCUGGUGAAAGUUGCAGGGGUGUCAUAGAUUGUGUUUGGGUGUGGCAUUUUUUUCUGCCCCUCCUGGAAAGUGGUGCCCAAGGCAAAUGUUCAAUAUCUCAAUUAUGUGAAGAAAAAGAAUACACUCACAAGGAUAGAGCCUCCAAAUAGCUCUUAGAUAAGGCUCGGAGAGGUAUAAUCCUCACUCAGGGAUGAAACUGGAAUUUUUCUCUUUGAGUGUUCACAAUGGAAAUGGUAUUUAAAAGGAUAAAAACAGGAUAUAGUGCUCACUGUUUCAAACCAAAAAAAGUGUGUGGAAAAGUAUGAAAAUUACUCACAAUUUUAAGAGCACCUUAUUAGCUUAGGUUGAAUGAUCCCCACCAAGGAUAUAGUGGUAAAUGUUAUGAAUGAUAGUCCGUGGCGAUGCUCCUUUAAGAUGAUAGAAUAAAUGCAGGAUAAAAAAUAUACAAAAAAAAUAACUUUUUUAGGGUAAAAACAAUAUUUAUUGUAAAUAUAAGCAAAUAAAAAAGUCCUUCUGAAUAGUCACAACCUGUUUCACCAUUGGGCUUUCUCAAGUGAUCAAAAGUUUGAUCCUGGUUUCAAGUGAUCAAAAGUUUGACUCCUGAACAUGUAAAGGCAGUGGUAUGAAAUAUUGUAUAAAGUACAAAAUAGGCUAAAUAUAACAAAUAUCAAGUAUAUUAACAAAAUGUAAAUUACAGAAAGGUGGAAUUCAACUGCUCUAUUUGUAACGUGGACUUUGCAAUAACUGCUAUGCUGUUUGUGUUUGGGGGUGAUUUAUUUGCAUUCCAUGCAAGUUAUGUGUAAAAUGAGAAUUAGAGGUUGCUGUUGAAGUAAAGUAUAGAUAAAAUGUGGGUACUGUUUGCCUGAAGAGAAUUGUGUGUGGUGAAAGUGAUGUGUGAAAUAUGUUUUAAGAUCUAAAUGAAGCAGAUCCUUUAUUUUAAUUCAGGCUCCUGGAACAAGACCAAUUUUGUCAUGUUUAGGCAGGGGUGUCUGCAGCAUAAGAGGGACACCUCCAGAACCAGGGCUGGUGACUGCAGCAUGUGUGACUGCAGCAUGAGAGGGACACCUCCAGAACCAGGGCUUUGGCAGUGGCCUAGGGCGCUGGCUUACGGGGGGCGCUGCAAGAGAAAUAUGCGCACAGCUGGUGCUGCCGAAUGAGCCGCCAGGUAAGUCUGUCUGCGGUCACUCAAGCCACCCUGCUACCGAGAGGGAAGAGGGAGAAUUUGGUCUAUACUUCCGGACCAAGUUCUCGCUCCUCCUACUGUAUUAGAGCGUUGCCAUAGGUUACCGCGGCAACGCUCUGAUGCGCUUUCUGGCGCCGGACAGAAGGAGCUGCACUUCCCACCGGACCAUCAGGGAAACGGAUACUCCCCCUCCCUGGACCAAGAUAAGCGCCUGGGAGGGGGCAAGAAACAUUUCGUUUUCUUGUUUAAUAAAAUUAAAAUAAAUCUAUAUUUUUUUUGUAUCCUUCCUCUUAUUAUCCCCUAUCUCCCCCACUACUGCCCCAAACUCCUUACCAUAUCCCUCAACCCCCUACUUCUGCCCCUAUCUUCCCCAGAACUGCCCCUAACUCUGCACCAUAUCCCUUAACCCGCCCCACUACUGCCCCUAUCCCCCCCCACUAAAGCCCCUAAUGCCCUACCAUAUCCCUUAACCCCCAACUACUGUCCCUACCUUCCCCACCACUGCCCCUAACUUCACACCAUAUUCCCUAACCCACCACAACAGACCCUAACUUCCCACCAUAUCCCUUAACCUCCCACUACUGCCCUUAUCUCCCCCAAGAACUGCCCCUAACUCCCCACCAUAUCCCUCAACCCCACAUUACUGCCCCUAUCUCCUCCACUAAAACCCCUAACUCCCCACCAUAUCCCUUAACCCCCCACUACUGCCCCAAACUCCCCACCAUAUUGCUCAACCCCCCACUACUGCCUCUAUCUCCCCACGGUAUCCCCAAACCCACCACUACAGCCCCUAACUUCCCACUAUAUUUCUUAACCCCCACUACUGCCUCUAACUCCCCACCAUAUCCCCAAACCCACUACUACAGCCCCUAACAUCCCACCAUAUCCCUGGACCCUCCACUACUGCCCCUAUCUCCCCUACUACUACCCCUAACUUCCCACCAUAUACCCUAAACCCUCACUACUGCCCCUAACUUCCCACCAUAUCCCCUAACCCCCACUACUGCCCUAUCUCCCCCACUACUGCCCCUAUUCCCCCAUUACAGGUCCUAACCCCCACUGUUGCCCUUAUCUCCCCCACUACAGGUCCUAAUCACCACCACUUCUCCUAUCCCCCACUACUGCCCCUACCCCCCUAACCCCUCACUACUGUACCUAACUGCCACUCUAGCUCCUGACCCCACUACAGGUCCUAACGCCCCACUACUGCCCCUAACCUCCCAUUACAUGUCCUAGCCCUCUACUACUGCCUCUAUACCACCACUACAGGUCCUAACCCCCACUAAAGGUCCUAACCCCUUACUACUGCCCCUAACCCCCCACUGCAGAUCCUAACCUACCACUUCAGCCUCUAACCCCUUACUACUGCCCAUAACCUCCAACUGCAGGUCCUAACCCACACUAGUCCUCCUAACCCACCAUUAAUGCCCACUCCCCACUUUAGCCUCUAACCCUGCCCUACAACUCGUGACCCCUCACUUCAGCCUCUAACCCUCCAAUACUGCUUCUAAGCCCACACUAAAGCCGCUAACUCCCCCCCACUGCUCCCCUAACCCCUAUUACAACCCCUUAUGCCCACACUACAUCUAGUAACCCCCACUACAGCUUCUAACCCCUCACAACACCUAAAUUCCAACUACUGCCUUUUUACUCCACUACAGCCUCUAUCCCCCACUAUAGCUCCUAACAUCCAUUACUGCCCCUAACAACCACUACCACCCUUAAUCCUGAUAACUGCAUUUAAAACCUCACUACAGCACCUAAACUUCUCCCCCCCCCAUCUUCCACUACUUCCCACAUGUAUUUCUUACACAUUACAUAUUGCCACACACAACACUCACAGCGGCCCAAACUUUCACUCACAGCUACUCACGCUACUACAAAUACCACUCACAACUACCCACAUGCAGCCUUCCACAGCUAUACACACAUCACACACGGUCAAACUUAUACAUCAAGUAUAACAUACCUCAUACAAAGCUACUACGCUUACAGCAGCCCUACACAAGACAAACACCCACACCACACAUCCACUCAACAUUUUAAUAAAUAUUUAAAUCACAUAACAUAAAAAAAAAUAAUAUAGGGGAAGACAUUCCUGAUGCACACCCUAAUGAAAUGGGCUGUGCACGCCUUUGCGUAGCACAUGGUGGCUUUACUAGUCUGGGCAAAUGAGCUGCCCAGGCAGAUACAGCAAGAAGCCUUAAUACUGGCCAGUCGACCAGACUGCUGUAAAAGCAAGCACUCAGGACAGUGUGAUGUCACAAUAUGGGGGGCGGGGGGACAAAUUACAUUUUUGCCUAGGGUGGCAAAAAUCCUUGUUCCGGCCCUAUCCAGGGCCGAUCACUGUGUAGAGAGGCAAGCCUCACCAGUAGCUUUUCACAACCUGGGUUCUCCAUCAUCAUGAGGGCAGACUCAGAAUAACUGCAGCUGAGCGCAAUCACUCAGAUGUGGGGGAUGUACAGGGCCAUGUGCAGCUCUCACUUUGAGUGUUGCACAUAACUAACCCGUCAGUCUGGGGUCACUAACUGUGUCCCCAGCUUACAGACGGAACCCUCAAGUAUGCACUUGAUCCUAGACACCUUGGUGCUCAGACAGAUCUAAAAGCAACACAAAAGUCCCAUUUCAAUUAAUCCAGUAAUUAAACAGAACUUGCAAUAAAGAAAGCCUAAAUAGGGCUCUCUUUACAGGAAGUGUUUAUGGAAAGCUGUGCAAGUCACAUGCAGGGAGGUGUGACUAGGGUUCAUAAACAAAGGGAUUUAACUCCUAAAUGGCAGAGGAUUGAGCAGUGAGGCUGCAGGAUCAUGUUCUAUACACCAAAACUGCUUCAUUAAGCUAAAGUUGUUCAGGUGACUAUAGUGUCCCUUUAAUCCAUUAUGUUCUGACUGAUUUGCACAUGUUAAUAUUUUAUAUAUAUAUGUGUGUGUGUUUAUGUAGUUUAUGUAUCUUAUGUUUUGUAAACACAGAUGAAGUCUCCAAUGAGGACACUGUAGAACGCAUCGUGAAGUGCAUUAUUCAAAAUGAAGGUUGGUGCUUUUUAAUGCUAAAUUGUAUAUAUUAUAUUAUAAUUUGUAAUAUUUUAAGAAUAAAGCUUGUUCUUUUCAAUUUCCAAUGUAUUUUAGCAAACACAGAAGCACUUAAGCAGAUGCUGGGAGAAAAUGAAGGAGAGGCACUCCCUGCCCCCAGGUGAGAUGGCAGCAGUCUUAAAAUGUUUAUUUUUAUGUGAUAUAAGUUAUCUCAAGCACUGCUACAAGGUAUGUUUGUUAUGUCUGUAAAUUGGAUUUUUAUGUUUAUUUUCUUGCAAUCCAUAUAAUUAAUAUUUGUAAACUGGACUGAUAAUAAGGAAUCAUCAACUCUGUUCCAUCUCAAGUUGCUAAGCACAAGUGAUCAAACUUAAAUAUUGCAACAUUAUAUUAUUCAAGUUCUAUUUAAAAGAUGUAGUACAUGUUUUUUUAAAUGGAUCCUUGGGAAAUGCUAAACCUCCUUCCAAGCAUGUUAGUUGAGUUCCAUUGUAUCCGUGGAAGCACAACAUGUCUAAUUAUUGAUAUAUGAGGAGUGUUUUGGAACACAGAUCAAGACAGCAAUACAGGAAAUAGGAGUAUGCCAGCUGUUUACUGUAGACAAGAUGCUGAUAUUCUAUAAUUAUAACAAAAAUUUUGAGAUUGUUUCAUAAUCAGGAAAUGCCUCCCACAGUGUGUAAACUGAGAUUGCUGAAAAAAUGUAACAUGGGUAUGCAUUAAUGCAUUGUAAAUAGUGAAGUUGGUUAUGUUCUUGUUUUUAUACAGCAUUAAAUAUUAAUUAAAUGUCAAAUCAUUUUUGUAAAUUGUUUUGAUCACUAGCUGAAUAAUGUACUGCAAAUGCAGAUAUUCAGGGUCACAAGGAUCAGUUUUCCUGACAUAGGUAUUAAUUCAGGAAUUAGUAGGAUUUGUUAAUAAAAACAUACAUUUUACCUAAUUAGAGAAAUUAUCAGUGGCCCAUUGCUAUAAAAGGUAUGGGAUACAAAAUCAGCAUGACAUUUUCAAAAUCAUCACAAUCUACAUAAUGUCUAUUUAGAAUAUCCAGGGACUUCAUUUAUUGCCAGAUUAUACUGCUCUAUUGCAGUGAUUUUCCUCUCAUUCGCGAAACAAUCUAGUUUUUCUUUUACUUAUCGCACUUAUUCCACCCUGAGGCCUCUUUUCUACUAAUAGCUCCCUUUUCUACUCAUAAACUUGUCCCAUUCCACAAGAUGCAGCCAUUUGUACAACAGUGAAAAUAGGCAUCAUCAGUAGAUGCUUGCAAGGCAUUGUUAAAGGACCACUAUAGGCACUCAGACCACUUCAGCUUAAAGGACCACUAUAGUGCCAGGAAAACAUACUCGUUUUCCUGGCACUAUAGUGCCCUGAGGGUGCCCCCACCCUCAGGGUCCCCCUCCCGGAGGGAGGCGUAGAGGAGGAGGUGAGCUCUCCGCCCGGCGCUGGAAUAAAGGUACGUUUUACCCCUUUCCUCUCCUCAGAGCCGGGCGGAGAGCUCACCUCCUCCUCUCCGCCUCCGAUCCUCCCCUUCGGCUGAAUGCGCACGCGCGACAAGAGCUGCGUGCUCAUUCAGCCGGUCUCAUAGGAAAGCAUUUACAAUGCUUUCCUAUGAACGCUUGCGUGUUCUCACUGUGAUUUUCACAGUGAGAAUCACGCAAGCGCCUCUAGCGGCUGUCAAUGAGACAGCCGCUAGAGGAUUUGGAAACUGCUAUGUUUAUAAAAAAAAAAAAUGGGUUAAUCCUAGAGGGACCUGGCACCCAGACCACUUCAUUAAGCUGAAGUGGUCUGGCUGCCUAGAGUGGUCCUUUAAUGAAGUGGUCUGGGUGCCAGGUCCAGCUAGGUUUAACCCUUUUUUUUUAUAAACAUAGCAUGUAUAAACAUGUUUAUAAAUGGGUUAAUCCAGCCUCUAGUGGCUGUCUCACUGACAGCCGCUAGAGGGCUUCCGUGCUUCUCACUGUGAUUUUCACAGUGAGAACACGCCAGCGUCCAUAGGAAAGCAUUGUGACUGCUUUCCUAUGGACUGGCUGAAUGCGUGCGCGGCUCUUGCCGCGCAUGCGCAUUCAGCCGGUGACGGGAGAGGAGGAGGAGAGCUCCCCACCCGGCGCUGGAGAAAGAGGUAAGUUUAACCCCUUCCACACCCCAGAGCCUGGCGGGAGGGGGUCCCUGAGGGUGGGGGCACCCUCAGGGCACUAUAGUGCCAGGAAAACGAGUAUGUUAUCCUGGCACUAUAGUGGUCCUUUAAAAAAGAAAAUAUUACACAACAGUACACCUUUGUUAGUACUCAAGCCUCACCUCUUUCCCAUGGUACUGUGGAAAAAGCAUCUCCCUUUCUUUGCUCAGAAUUAACUUGCUACCUUGAUUAUGUGCAAAUUUAUUAAUUCUCUCUUACCCACACAAACCCAAUUAUUUACCAACCUUAUUUCACGUUAUCUCUGAUUUUAUUAUUUGAGGUAAAUAAUAUAAUAUUUCUUGAAAUUACACGUCUCAAUUCAUAAGCUACUAAAAUCUGUAGUUCAUUCUCUGUUCUUCCUUGUUACAAUCUUCUAAUAGACACUAUUUUUAUACCAUUUCCCUUUGCUCACCCGCUAUUCUUAUAUGACUGCUUAAAAUGAAACCCCCACUGCUCUGGAAUUUAACAUUUGAAUUGCAACUAUAAAUUGUGUAAACCUUUUAUGUAAUGCUCUAUUUUCAUUCACAUUUACAUUAACGAUUUAACAAAUAACAUUACGAUUCUGUUCAGGUCAGGCACAGCCAAAGCAUACAUUGCAAAUGAAAAUGAGAAAUGUAAACAUUGUUUAAUUUCUCUGUAUGCUAGCUGCUAGGUGCAAAGAACACAGCUGAUAGCUGAAAAUUAAAAUGGAGCUAAAAUGGAGGCAUCUAGUUGCAGGAUUAAAAGGUAUUCACUUCUAAUCAAAUUUAAUUUCUCAUUUACUGCAAAUACACAUUUAUUAAAUAUAUAGAAUAGGAAAUCCUAUAUGUAUCAGCUUGAACGGCCUGAUGACUUAAGGUGCGCACGCACGUCCUGUAGUCGAGCCAAGCUUUCGAUGGCGGCUACCCUGUUUAAUCUCUCAGUAACUCCGAAGAAGGCUACUAAAUUUGAUUCCCUACUCCACUCUCGAACAGAUGAAUCCUAACCUAUUAACCCACAUACCACCUUCCCUUCUGGGAGGAGAGGCGAGAGGCACUAUGGAGGACACAGGAAGUAGUAUUCCCCACAAGGCAGUGAGGUGCGGUGGCAGAUGUGAGAAGAAGCAUUUAUCACAAGACAUUGAGGCACAGCAGUGGACACGAGGAAAAGCAAGUACCACAAGUAAGAGACUUGCCGUGUGCCGCGAGUGCAGUAAAUACCAAGAAGAAUCUAGCCCGUGGAAAGCACAAGACUGUGGAUGGUGGUGAUGAUCAAUGCGUUCCAUAGAAUAAUACACUAGUACUGUGAGUAGCUCCUUUGGAGCAUUAAGUUUUGGGAAAGGGAGGAGGUAAGAAGAAGGAGAAAGAAAGAAAAGGGGAGAAAGGGAGAGAAGAAAAACUAAAGGGAUUCUAAGUUUUGCUUUCUUGUAUAUAAUGUAACUCUUUUGGGUGUAUAUCUUGUAAAUUACUUUGUCCAAAUAAUAUUGUGUAAUAAAAAAGAUAAAGGAAGAGAGAAAAGAGAAAGAAAGAAAGAAAGAAAGAAGAGUAAGGGAAAGUAAAUCAAGAGAGAAGGGAAGAGAAGAAGAGGAAGACUAGGAAAAGAGAGAAAAAGAGAGGGGAAAGGGGGAAAAGGAAGGGGAAAAAAGAGAGAGAAAGGGAAAAGGGGGAAAAUAGGAAAGACUAAAAAAAGGGGGAAAGAGAGGGGGAGACCCCUGCCAAAAAAACGCUGUUCGUGGAAAACAGCCCUACACAGGACAUUCUCUGACACGGAAUGGGAGAAGAUCUGCUACCUCAUGUAUCACUGUGCAUUGAACACAAGAGACCGCCUUUAAGCUCUUGACCAAUUGGUACCACACACCAAACCUCUUACACUCAAUCAACCCAGUCCAUUCUAACAUAUGCUGGAGAUGUGAAAAGGAGUUAGGCACCACCCUGCACUUAUGGUGGGACUGUGAGAUUAUUAGGCCAUACUGGGUGGGAAUCCACAGCAUGUUAGAGGAGUUCUCUGAAGCACCACCCCUCCUACACCCGGCAGCGAUGCUCUUCCAUCACACGACUGUCCCCAGAUCCAAAUAUAAGAAAUCUAUGACCAUAAGGAUUUUAAACGUAGCCAAACAAGUUCUCCCACAGUACUGGAAGCAGACAGUUACCCCCAACCCCCUACAGACAUGGUUCACUCAGAUGGAAGCCCUAAGAGCGAUAGAAGAACUAACAAUGAGCACCACCCACACCCCUGCAGCCUAUAGCAAGACUUGGACACACUGGAUCCUGAACACAGCUAAGGAAGACUUUGCUCUCAAACUCCAAUACCGACAGGACGACUAGGACUGACAGACCCAACCCCAUCCUCCUUUCUCUCUUCCCUCUAUCCUUCCUCUCAGUUAAACCCGACCCAUACACGCCUCUGCGGGACGAUGUCCCGACAUGCUCCUAUGCUAGCAAGACACCUUUCCCCGUAACAGAAACCACAUACAGAAGAGGCUGGAAGCCAACAUCACAUCCAGCAGAGAUUGUUCAGCACCCAUACUAGAGACACGAUAAGUAGGCGGGAGUGGUACCACACAACGCGAUAGACACCGAGACAUGGGGUGAGAAUGGGAAAGUCCUACUCACCUACAGCUGGCAAACACUUGAAACACAACCCUAGACAAGACAUGAGACCGCCAGACUGGUCUACGCACCCUCACACUCGUUAGUACCCAGAAACCAGCUUGUUGAGAAGAGAGAAACACCACCACGAAUACCUAAGGUGACCAGUGGGACACAGUGAUGUAUUGAUGUUAUUGAGCCAAUGUCAUACAACUGAGGCCUGCGAGCCAAUACACAAUAUGCUGAAAAUAGGGCCUGCGAGCCCACAUGGUACUUAAUCACCACCUUUCUUCUGCUAUUCCUGUUUGAGAAAACUAUAAAAGUUGAAGGGGGAGGCGGCGCCACAGGUGAAAAAAAAAUUGAUUAUAAACUAUACAAGCAUAUAUACAAGACACUAUAUAAGAGAAAAUACAUUUAAGGUAAAAAAAAAAAAAAGUUCGAAAUAUGGAUAAUGAAUAAUAAUCAAGAGUCAAAAGAUAAGUCCAAAAGAGUCUAUGCCUGAUAAAUACAGCAAAAAAAUCCAAAUAAAACCUUGUAUAAGAUGCUAAUCACAAUCUUGUCAGGGGAAGCAUUCCUCAGUAACAUAUGGACAUGGGCUCUUCGUGAAAUCCGUAUGAAAAAAUAAAAAGACAGCAAAUAAUGGUGCAGUAUAUCCCAACAGGUACUAAGUACUAUUUUUAGAGGUCUAUAUGGUCCUACUCAUGUUUUCCAGAGCUAUAAGACUAGCUCUAGUGUGGAUGGCAUACAGUGGUACAAUCCCCACUUAUGGGAUACGUGAAGUUUUGUAGUAGAUGGAUAUCUUGUUGGUAUAAGGACCAUAUGCAAUAUAAAAGAAACAAUAAUAGUACUUAUUGUAUAAAAGCCAGUGGUUAAAUAAUAAAAUACCAAGUGGUUACUCACAUUUUAUUGAGCAGGCAGACUGCUCAAUGGAUAAAGCUUUAGUGGUAUAAUCCCCACCAAGGAUUCUUUGGAGUAAAAUUCUCACUGGAACAAUAAAAACUCUGGUGCCAGGUAAAAAUAAAUAAAAGAGUAAAAUGGCUGACUCACAAGUUGAAAGUGGCCAAAAUACCUUUAAUAAAAUACAGCAAUUAAAAUACCACAAGGCGUUUCUCCCUUUAGGGCUUUCUCAAGUAGAUAAAAAGUGACCAGCUUGAUACCUCAGUUUAAUGUCAAGAACUGAAAACUAAUAAAAAUUAUAUUUACAAAAAAAAGGGGGGGAGAGAGGAAAAGGAAAGAGAGAGAACAAAAAUAAAAUAAAAAAAUAAAGAAACAACCAAAAAAACAAAACAAGGGAAGAAAAACAAAACAUAAAGAGGGAAUCACAAUGGCUUCCAAAAAUGAAAAAAAUCCUCAUCCCUGACAAAAACAAAUCUAUUAACCCAUUCUGUUCUCCUAAAACGCACAAAACAUAUAAAAUAAUUCAAAGAAAAUCAUUAGAACCUAACAAAGAUCAAUUAGGCAACUCUUAUGUAACAUCACAUGAUGAGCAUACGCCCAAUCCAGCUCUUUCUCAUGAUUCCUUACUAUUAAUGAUGGACAAUCUAUAUACAAAACUAAAAAAAUAUUUAGAUUCGAACACAUUGGAAAUAAAGAAAUGAAGUAUCUUCUAUAACUCAGAAACUAUCACAACAAGCAGAUCAUCUAACAAAAUUUCAAAAUGAUUUUAUGGAAAUUCAAACUGAGAAUCUUCAACUUAAAUCUAAAAUUAAAUCUCUGGAACUAAAGAUAUCAGACUUGGAAGACAGAUCAAGGAGAAAAAAAUCAGAAAAUAACAUAGAUUCCUGAAAGUGUCACAAAUCAACAACUUGAAAUGUAUUUUAUAGAUCUUUCUUCCACAAUAACAUAUUUAUCCUUAUAUGGGGCACAUCCCUUAGAGAGAUAUCACAGGUUAAGGAACCCAAAAGAAAUAUCCGCUCCAAGAGAUACUAUAGUGAGAUUUGCAAAUUAUCAUUUGAAAGAUACAAUCAUGAAACAAAUCAGGAAAAAUCCACUUAAACAUGAAAAAUAUAAAGAUAUACAUUUUUUCUCAGAUAUCUCAGCAGCUACCUUAGAAGCAAGAAGGCGGUUCCAUGACUUAACUUAUCUUCUUUUUUCUUAAAAGUAAUGUUAUCAGUGGGGAUUUCCAACUAGAUUAAUAUUACAACACGAAGAAAGACUACACAUUAUUUUGAAUCCUGUACAAGCAAGGGAACAAAUUAUAAAAUGGAAUCUCUUUAUAAAAUCUAACAGAGACAAUUUAAAAGGAAAGAUACAUUUUUUUCUCUCCCCUCUCUAUCUCCCUUCAUAGUCCUAAUAUAAAAAUCUGAUGUGAAGUAAAGGAAGAGACAAUGUGAGAAUGACUGAGGGAAGGGAAUGAGGUGAUGGGGAUCAUUCAAAUGUUUUACACAAGGAUUAUUUAUAAAACUCGGAUCUUAUGUAAAAAAGAAACGCGGAGAAUGCUUAUCAAAGCUUUACAUAACCUUAACUAAAUUAGAGAAAAUAAAGAAAAUUUAAAUACUCUGGAAAAUAUAAUACAAAUUCAAAAUUUAAUUAAAAUCAAGUAAUAACAAGAUUGACAAACUUAUCUCCUAUAAAUUAAAAUUUAAAAAGAAAAACAAUUGAAUAUGUAAAAUAAAAGUAGGAUAUGAAACAACUUUAUGUCCUAAACAGGAGAUGCAUUCAGACCCUAUUACUAGUCACUAUACAAACUAGAAAUUGGAAAUAAAGAAGUAAUAAGUGAAACUAUAAUCAAAGAGUUUAUUAAGAAAUGUAAAUUACCCAAAAUCAAACCAAAUAAGUUAGAACAAAUAAAUAAACUUAUCUCUAUGUUUGAGAUUCAAUAUAAAAUGGCUAAAAAACACCAAAGCACCUGGACCAGGCGGAUUCUCUGUGAUCUAUUUUAAAACAUUUGAUAAAGUAGUUUCCCCAUUAUUACAAUGAUUAUAUAUUGAAUUCUCAAAUAGUAAACAUAUUCCACAGGAAUUACUUCAGGCAAUGUUUUCCCAAUCCCCAAGCCUGUAAAAGGUCCGUGACACCUUCUCGAAUUAUAGACCUAUUUCUCCGAUAAACCUUGACAUAAAAAUAUUUUCAAAAAUAUUGACAGAAAGAUUAAAAAAGGUAAUCCCUGAAAUCAUUCAUAAAGAUCAAACAGGUUUUGUGUCAGGUAGGGAUAUUUCUGAUAAUACUCAUAAAAUCUUAAAUAUAAUGGAUCAUCUAAAAAUACAAAAUAUACAAUCAGUCUUUAUAGCGUUAGAUGCAGAAAAAGCAUUCGACAGGGUGAACGGGAAAUUCGUGGGCUUGGUGAUGGAGAACUUUGGCCUGACAGGAUUUUUUAAAGAAAGUACAAUGUCAUUAUAUACAAACCCACAAGCUAGAGUCAAAUGUCCUGGUAUGGUAUCUGAUUGUUUUGAUAUUCGGAAUGGCACCAGACAAGGUUGCCCUCUGGCACCACUCCUUUAUGUAUUAGCUAUGGAACCUCUACCAGCGGCAAUUAGACAAAAUGAUAAAAUUGAAGGGCUGCAGAUCCAUUCAGAACAUCAUAAAAUUACUCUAUAUGCGGAUGAUGUUAUUCUAACUCUCUCUAAUCCAGUAGAUUCAAUUACAAAUUUAUUGAAAUUAAUUUCAGAUUUUGGCAAUUAUUCUGGCUACAAAUUAAAUAUGAAUAAAACACAAAUAUUAAAUGGAACUGUUAUAAUCAUAAAAUAGAUUAUCUAGGAAUUCUAUAUUCUAUUAUAUCAAAUAUAAAUAAAAUUGUAGAAGUAAAUUAUAAGAAACUUUUAUCAUUAAAGACUUUUUUUUAAAAUUGGAAAGGGCUAGAAAUCUCCUGGAUGGGAGGUAUAAAUACGGUCUCUGCAUACAUAAUACCAAAAUUAAUCUACUUGUUUUGAUCCAUGCCAAUACUCAAUUCAAGAAAAUGUUUAUGAAAUUAAUUUAGGGGAACAAAAUACCCAGAGUUUCAUAAAGUACACUUACUAAAAGAGUGAAUAAAUGCGAUCAAAUCUUCCUGACAUAAUAGAAUUACAUAAUUGUACCAUGCUUACUCACUUUUUGAAAUGGGACAAUUCUAUUAAUCCUGAUCCCAGCUGGAAAAAUAUGGAAACAAAAAGUAAUACUCUAUUUAAAUUAGCUUGGAUUAGUUCUGAACAUUAUAAAAACAAUUUCAUUAUCAAAUAAAAUUGUAAAUGAAACAAUUACCACUCCUAAAUUAUUUAAAAAGAAAUUGUAAUGAAUUAAUCCCAUCUGCACCAAUUGAAGUUAUUCAAUUCUAUAAGACAUCAAAAUGGAUAGAAAAUAAUAUCUACAAAAUAUAACUUAAAUUGCUUCCUUGGUAGAAAUUAAAUCAUUUAUAGAUAUUCAAAUUCAAUUCAGAUUGCCCAAUCAAGAAUGGUACUAUUAUGUUAGAAUAAGACAUUUAUUAAAUACCUUAAACUUCAUUGACUCACACAUUAAAUGACAGACACAUACUCACUGAUACACACAUUCACUCAAAGACACUCACUGGCAGACACACAUACUUACUAACAGAGAUGCACCCACAUUCAUUCACAGACACAUUCACUGAAAGACACACACAUUCACUCACAGACCUACACUGACAGACACACACACACAUACACUGACAGACUGACACUGACAGACACACACACACACAAAUUUCCUGGCAGACAGCAACUGACAGACACAUACACACACACUGACAGACACACACAUUCACUCACAGACACACACAUUCACUGACAGACACACACUGAGAGACACACACAUUCACUAACACACACAUACACUAAAAGACACACUCUGACAGACACACGCAUUCACCAACAGACUUACACUGACAGCCAUAUACACCUGUUCACUGACUCACACAUUAAAUGACAGACACACACUAACCGAUACACACAUUCACUCACAGACACACACAUUCACUGACAGACUUACACAGACAGACACACACAUUCACUGAUGGACACACAUUCCCAUACACACAUUCACUGACACACGAUAAAACUGACACAUUCACACACAUUCUCUCACACACUCACAAAUUAUCAUUUUUCCUUUUAUAAUUUAAAUUCUUUACUUUAAUAAUUGAAUAUUCUUUAUCUGGUGGUCCAGUGCUGUUUAUGUCCCUGGAGUCUAGUAUUUCUGCUGGGAGGGUACUUAGGUGGCCAGUCAGCCAGCUCUUGGGCCACAUGAAAUGAGGCUAACAGGGCAUCUGCCAGGGAGUUUGGGGGGGGGGGGCACCCCCCUGAAAGUGCCACCCAAGGCAAAUGCCUUGUUAGCCUUGCUGUAAAUACAGCCCUGCCUGUAUAGUUGCAAACCUUCCAACACUCCUUCAAAGUCACUGGAGUCUUCCAACACCUAUACACCCAACCCCCAGCAAAAUUUGUUAUGUCUUAUUAAAAUAUACAAUAGUAAGCAUAAGUAGAGCAUAGGAAACAACAGCUAUAUAUUUCAGUAUAUAGCUAUCAGAUAUAAGCAGUGUGCUAGUAUUGCCCUGCAUAUAAAAAAACACCAUUGGUAUUAAGAACAAUUUGGCUCAUGUAGACUACUUAUAUUACACUUCUAGCCCUGUAUUGACAAUUACCUAAAAAUCUUACUGGUGUUAAUGUACAGUCAGACUUUAUGGGUCAAUCUCACAAGGUAGUACACUUUUAAUUAUUUGUUGUAUUUAGUAUAUAUAUAUAUUUUAUACAUUUUAUGUACAUAAAAUAUAAUUAUUGAAGGUGACUUAAAUGUAAGCUAUAAAUUCCCUUUUUCAGUCUGUGUAUACACAGAGAAAGCCAGGAUGCUGGCCCAUCUCAUCACCACACGGUACACCUUGGCUCAAACCUAGCACCUUGCAUGCACUGUACCCGCAAGAAAAGAAGUCUUCUGCAUCGUAUGGGCCGAUCGAAGGAUAGCAGAGGAAAGACACACCCAGGAGAGGUCACAGUCUUCUCUGUUGGGAGGUAUCAAUUUAAAUAUUUGUUUUAUUAUAUUAGUUUUCCUUUUGUAAUAAAAAAUAAACUUAAGCAAAAACUGAGGAAAACAUACAAAUAUGAAAAUAAAAAGUCUGCUAAAGUUCAGUCAUACUUUGUAUACUAUGCAAAGAGCAAGCAACUCACAUAAGUGGUAAGAUAAAGUGCUACCUUCAAAUGAGCCUAAAUAUACCUCAUAGCAUCCCAACAUUUUGACCGAUAGGUCUAAUGAUCUAUCAGUCAAAAACACUGGGGUCUCCACUUAUAUCCUGUUUUUUAUAUCACCCAUAAGGCCAGAUUUGACGUGAUACUGAUAAAAAACCCAAGCACCACUGCUACUGGGCUUCAACACGCACUCUAAACGAUGUACAUAAUUAGGACGGUGCACUUGGAACCUUAUCCUAGCUCUUGACUAGGUCUAACAAGAGGACAGACUUCCUCAGGUGUUUUACAGCACAUAAAUAUCCCCCUUCACCUGAUAGCUCAGCUAACACAUCAUCCAAGCUUUCAUAACUCUGUUCACAACAGACAUAAAUGUAUCAAAGUUAUAGGCUUUGACAAGUAUUGCUUAUUGUCACAUAUUUCACCUCACCUCAUGCUUUCUUGAUGUAAUUCUUAAUUCUCCAUAAUAAACUUUGGGGGGGGAGGGGAGUAGGGGAACACAGGGGUGUUAGGAACUAUUUAAGUUGUUUGCUCACUUCGUGAUAUAGUAUUAGUGAUGUAAUUGUAAUGUACUUUUGACCUCCAAACCUGUUUGUUCUUAUGUUUAUAUGUGUAUAAAUAAUUUAUUAAUGAUGACUAAAAUGCAGCUUUUUUUAUCAUCUGCUUGGGUGAUUUAUAUUGAUUCAGCCAAAGGUUGGUCCAUACUUUGUCUUGAACAUUUUGCUCAUAUAGAUUCAUUAUUUUAAAUACUUUAUACAUUUCAUGUGAUCCAAUUAAAAAUCUUUUUGUGAUCCAUUUUAGAUUUAGAGUCACUCAUAUUGGAAAGAAACACAGUUUACAGGGAUCACAAGACGACACAAAUGCAAGCAGUGAGCCCAUUUCAUCAGACAAAGAUCCUGAAGACGAGUCAUGGUCAAAAUCCAAGAAUGGCUUAGCAACGCAAGAAACCCAUGAAAAAGGGUCAUUACCUUUAUCAAUAAAUGGACCAGAAAUGGUGGGCUUAGCAAAAAUGGAGUUUCAAAGAGAAUCAGAGAUUAAAUGUGUGGAGAACAAUGGACUAAAGAAAUUGGAGAACAAAAUCCAGAAAACCACUGCAAAGACCAAAGUGUCCAAAGAAAGACGUAGCAGUGCACCAGAACAGACCGUAACGCAACGGCAGAAAGGAAACAUGAAAAUAGAUGAACAUAAACAAAAAAGACCUAUAGCAACAGUCAACCCAAUACAACAGGUAAUCUCUUUUAAAUCCCGCAAACACUAUUUGUUUUACAUAUAUAGAUACAUUUCUUGCACAUUUCGGCCAAAUAACAUUUACAUAGAGGUCCAGGGAAUCUGGGCAUAUGUUCACAAAACUCAAGGAACUGCAAGAAUAAACAUGUAUCAUAUAAUGCAUUGUAAGUUUUCUAAAAAAAAAUGGUCUCUAAUGAAGUAAUCCACAAAAAAAAAAAGAAAAUCUGAAUGGAUAAAUGAAUAAGAAUUAAGUAUUUGAUUCAUUCUAAUUUGUUUUCCAGCAAUAUCAUGCUAACUCAUUAAAGUGUGGAUUGGUGUGAAUUCAUAAUAAAUAAAUAAAGUGCAGUAACAGCUUUAAGUCAAAAUACCCAAACAAAAGAUAUAGAAUGCUGCACUUUUUGCUUAAAGUUUGGAAUUCAUUUCGAUUUGACUUGAAAAUUCCUACUUUAGUUAAUUACCCUUUUUUGUUGAUUAUCAAUCAAUACUAUAUUGUCCCAAACUUUUACUUUUUUAUUCCUGAUCAUGGCAAUAGGGGACUGGGAACUCAAAAAUUCCUCAAAAUACACCAAUCUACUUUCCAGAAGUAUACAUAAGAACCAUUCGGCCCAUCUAGUCUGCCCAAUUUUCUAAAUACUUUCAUUAUUCCCUGGCCUUAUCUCCUAGCUAGGAUAGCCUUAUGCCUAUCCCACACAUACUUCACUGUGUUAACCUCUACCUAUUUCAGCUGGAAGGCUAUUCCAUGUGUCCACUACCCUCUCAGUAAAGUAAUACUUCCUGAUAUUAUUUUUAAACCUUUGCCCCUCUAAUUUAAGACUAUGUCCUCUUGUUGUGGUAGUGGUUCUUUUAAAUAGAGUCUCCUCCUUUACUGUGUUGAUUCCCUUUAUGUAUUUAAAUGUUUCUAUCAUAUCCCCCCUGUCUCGUCUUUCCUCCAAGCUAUACAUGUUAAGAUCCUUUAACCUUGCCUUGUAAGUUUAAUCCUGCAAUCCAUGAACCAGUUUAGUAGCCCUGCUCUCAACUCUCUCUAAAGUAUCAAUAUCCUUCUUGAGAUACGGUCUCCAGUACUGCGUACAAUACACCAAGUGAGGUCUCACCAGUGGUCUGUACAAUGGCAUGAGCACUUCCUUCUUUCUACUGCUAAUACCUCUCCCUAUACAACCAAGCAUUCUGCUAGCAUUUCCUGCUGCUCUAUUACAUUGUCUGCCUACCUUUAAGUCAUCUAAAUCGCUUUCCUCAGAUGUUGAGGUUAGGACUCUCAAAUAUUCUGUACUCUGCCCUUGGGUUUUUACAUCCAAGAUGCAUUAUCUUGCAGUUAUCCACAUUAAAUGUCAGUUGCCACAACUCUGAUCAUUUUUCUAGUUUACCUAAAUCAUUUGCCAUUUGGCUUAUCCCUCCUGGAACAUCAACCCUGUUACAUAUCUUACUAUCAUCAGCAAAAAGACAUACCUUACCAUCAAGACCUUCUGCAAUAUCACUAAUAAAAAUAUUAAAGAGAAUGGGUUCAAGUACAAAUCCCUGAUGUACUCCACUAGUGACAAGACCAUGCUUCGAAUAUACUCCAUUAAAUACAACCCUCUGUUGCAUGUCAGUCAGCCACUUUCUUACCCAUUCAACAAUAUUGGAUUCCAAAUUUAAAGAUUGCAGUUUAUUGAUAAGCCUUCUAUGUGCAAUAGUGUUAAAAGCCUUACUGAAAUCUAGGUAAGCAAUGUCUACUGCACCACCCCGCUCUAUUAUUUUAGUUACCCAAUAAAAAAAAAGCAAUAAGAUUAGUUUGGCACGAUCUCCCUGAAGUAAAGCCAUGUUGUCUCUGAUCUGAAAAUCCAUGGUUUCCAUUACUGAAGUAAGGCUUACUGGCCUAUAGUUGCCGGACUCCUCGCUACUAACUUUCUUGUGAAUGGGCACAACAUUCGCUAACUUCCAAUCUUCUGGGACUACUCCUGUUAGCAAUGAUUGGUUAAAUAAAUCUGCUAAUGGUUUUGCUAGUACACCACUAAGCUCUUUUAAUAACUUUAGGUGUAUUCCAUCAGGUCCCAUUGACUUAUUUGUCUUUACUUUUGAAAGUUGAAAUAGAACCUCUUCCUCUGUAAACUCACAUGUAACAAAUGACUAAUUUGUCCUUUUUCCUAACUGAGGCCCAUUUCCUUCAUUUUCAUCUGCAAAUACUCAUUGAGGCAGUCAGCUAGAUCUUUAGCCUCUUCUACAUACCUUCCUUCUUUUGUUUUUAAUCUAACUACACACCAAGGAUAUAUGUAUAUCCAAUGUUUUUAUACUGUAUAUGCAACUAUACACAAUUCACUGCCUUGUGUAGAAAGUGUGUAGUUAUGUAUAAUUUGCAUAUGCAUUUCUACAGUGUUGCUGUGAAUGUGUGGUACUUCAGUCAUCUUGUACUACAACUUAUCCUGUGCCUUUCUCCAUCUGUUCUCUUCGCUAACCAUCCUUUAUUCUUAUACACCAUCUUCAAUAUUUGUUUGCUCUAAGCGAAUUGCUUUAUUUUGUUGAUUCUGUAACAAGCUAAUUUUAUAUGAUUUCCUUUUUGGCCACAAUGUUACAUUGUAUAGUCCUUUAUUGCUGUUCGCAAAUGUCUUUUCAAAAAUUAAUACAAAGGUAAACAUAUUAAAUUGUUUCUGACAGCAUAACAGAUUUAAAAUGUUUGUUAUAUAAACAGAAAUGAUUUCUAAGGAAACAGGAAGAGGUCCCACUGGGUUUUUUAAAGUUUUGAAAUAACAGAGACAGCUUUCAACUUUAUUUGACUUAAAGAUACACUGUCAUUGUGAAAACAAUGUUUCAGAAUGUGUAUGUUUGUAUGUCAAUACUCUACAGUUUGGGGUUUAUGCAGUAAAUUGAAAAGACAGCAAAAUGAAAAUCUGAUUGCAAAAUUCAGACUAAAAUAGCUCAUCUGUGAUAAUAGCUGAUGUGGAGAAUUUAUAUUUUGACCUAAAUAUUUCAAUUUGCUUUAGAAUGCAUCACAAAUCAUUGUUUAAGGAGUAAACUAUCUGUGGUAUAAUAAGAACAAAGAUAACAUAUUGUGCCUAGCUGGUAUAAAUAACAGAACUAGAUAUAUAAGAUAUGUGGUCAAAAAACCCACAAAAAAAAGUAUUUAGGUAAAUAACAGCGCAAAUCACAACAACAUGAAGCGGUACAAUCCCCGCUCAAAGGAUAUAGCUGGAAGUUAUCUUUGUGGAUUUUGAUUGUGACAUAUGCAAAUAAAGCAAAAAAAAAAAAAUUCAAAAAACAGAAUAGUGCUCUCUGUAUACCGUAAUGUAAUUUUAGGUAAAAGAAAUGUACUUACAUUCUUUAGUUCACCAGUAUGCUCAAUGAAGACAGCGUGGGUGGGUGUAUUUUUUAUUUUUUUUUGGUAGAGUAACAGUUACUUGUGCUUACUGAGUUGUAGAACAUUUCCCAUAACCAUCAACAGAAUAAAAGUGAAUAUAUAAAACAGUAGUAUAGUCGCAAUGCGUUUCACCAAUAAGGUUUUCUCAAUUGACAGGUCACUUGAGAAAGCCUUAAUGGUGAAAUGCGUUGUAAUUAUACUACGGCUUUAUAUAUUCACUUAUUCUGUUGAUGAUUACGGGAAAUGUUGUAUAACUCAGUAAGCACAAGUAACUGUCACUCAAAAAAAAAAAAAAUAGACCCUCGAGUUUGAAAGCAGGGGUAUACACAUAUUGUUGUAUUGAUGCAAAGUUGGUCAUUAUUGUUCUAGCAAAAUCUCUUGGCUCUGUAAGAGAGGCAGAUAUUUUGAAGUAUGAAGUAUAAUACUUAUUCACAAUUUAUGAGUAAUUAAUCAUCUUCAGUUUACUGGGACAGAUCCAAAACGAAAUGCCUGCAGUGCAUCUCAGACACUGGUGCUAAUUGCUUUUAAUGGCACUCUGAGUUAUUAUGAAAGCUAUGACAUAUCCUGUAAUUUCCAUUCAAUGUAACUGUGGAAAAAGCACACCACUCUCUUUUCAAACAAGACACUCAUGUUGCUUAACAACCAAUUUUAAGCCACAAAACUAUAUAAAAUUGCAUUAACCUUAUACUUAAAGGGACACUAUAGUCACCUGAACAACUUUAGCUUAAUGAAGCAGUUUUGGUGUAUAGAACAUGCCCCUGCAGCCUCACUGCUCAAUCCUCUGCCAUUUAGGAGUUAAAUCCCUUUGUUUAUGAACCCUAGUCACACCUCCCUGCAUGUGACUUGCACAGCCUUCCAUAAACACUUCCUGUAAAGAGAGCCCUAUUUAGGCUUUCUUUAUUGCAAGUUCUGUUUAAUUAAGAUUUUCUUAUCCCCUGCUAUGUUAAUAGCUUGCUAGACCCUGCAAGAGCCUCCUGUAUGUGAUUAAAGUUCAAUUUAGAGAUUGAGAUACAGUUAUUUAAGGUACAUUACAUCUGUUUGAAAGUGAAACCAGUUUUUUUUUCAUGCAGGCUCUGUCAAUCAUAGCCAGGGGAGGUGUGGCUAGGGCUGCAUAAACAGAAACAAAGUGAUUUAACUCCUAAAUGACAGUGAAUUGAGCAGUGAAAUUGCAGGGGAAUGAUCUAUACACUAAAACUGCUUUAUUUAGCUAAAGUAAUUUAGGUGACUAUAGUGUUCCUUUAAAUAUAGACUUCUAAGCAAAAUAUAAAGCAAGGAAGUUGAAAAUGUUUUUAUAAUUGCAUAAAGUUAAUAUCAUGAUUUCUGGUUGUGAUGGUGAAAUACUGUGCAAUAAUCGAAGGGCACAAUAGUUUAAGCAGUAAAUAAAAAUAUAUUAUCACUCUUGGCAUAGACUGUGACACUUGAGCCCAUACAAAAUGCAAACAUAGUGAAGUAGAAUCUCCUUUGACCAUUUGGUUUGUAUGGAAAUUACUGUUUAGUUAGAGAAGACAGGAGACCUACGUGGUAUAACACUGAAUAGGAGGCCACAUAGGGAAAAAAAUAGCACAUUUUGGAAAGAAGUAACAGUGAGCUUCAUAUGCUGUGGCAGAACCAACGCAGAGAGGACCAUGGUUCAAGCAUUUCUUCAUAAAACUUCCACAAUGCUUUGCCAGCUGUGAUUGUACCCAUCUUUUUAGGGUUGUAUUUACCACUGAACAGUGUUUGUGUGUUCUUAUGUAAGUAUGUUUUUGUUUGAUGUAUGUGUGAGGCAGUGUAGGGGUGUGUUUGUAUGUAGUGUUGGAGGCUGGCUGUAGUUGAUCACUCUCCCCCUUUUCUUUGCCUUCUUCUGUUUCACUGCUUAAUACUUUGCCAUUUAGGAGUUAAAUCACUUUUGUUUCUGUUUAUGCAGUCCUAGCCACACCUCCUUGGCUGUAACUCACACAGCCUGCAUACAAAUAUGGUUUUUAAUCACUUGUUAACUUACUUUCAAAUUUUUUUAUCUCCUGCUCUGUAAAUUGAACUUUUUAAUCACACACAGGAGGUUACUGUAAGAUCUAGCAGGAUAUUAACAGUGCAGGCGAUACAUUCUAAAUUUAACAAACUGUGGAAUAAAGUUUUAUCUUAUAAAUUACUUUACAGGAAGUGUUUAGGAAGGGUGUGCAUAUUCCAUGCAUGGAGGUGUGACUAGGCCUGUAUAAACAAAGUGAUUUAACUCCUAAAUGGCAAAUAAUUGAGCAGUGAGACUGCAGGGUCCACCAUUGUUUGGAUUUUGGUAUGGGCUAGUUCACCAAAAUGCUGGUAUUCUCAGGCUACCCCAGUGGGAUAUUUCCUGGUGGACUGCAGUAUCUGGGUGAGAGCAGCCAGCCAUACUAUGAUAAGUAUGUAUGAUAUCCUUGGAGGCAUUAACAAGUGAUUAGAUGAGGAAAAGAGACAUUGGUCAUGCUGGCACUGAAAUUGUAGCAUGUAGGCAUAAACAAAUCUCUAUGGAUGCUCCUUUGUACUGUGAAAAUGGAAGAUAUAGGGUGUUGUAAAUUUAUUAUGGUUAUUCUAUGAAAAAGAGGCACUUGGUCAUAGGACCUGCAUUUUGUUAUGCUCAGUUUUCGUUCAUCUGGGCAGAGUUGGGUCAGAAUUAGAUAUCAUUCAUUUUUAUGUGUCUUUAAGAGAUGAUGUGAAAUGUAGAUCCCAUGAUCAAACUACAUUUAUUACUAGUGGUUUGAUAUAUUUAUCGAAAAAGGCAAUUUAAAGACUUAUGCACAGCAAAAAAAUAAUAGUUUUAUCGAUCUGAUUAUUCUGAAUAAAAAUGUUGGUUUCGUCCAUACGGCAGUUAGGUUCAGAUGAAUUUUGUCAAUGCAAUCAUUUUAGGAGAAACACUUUAAAAGUGCAAGUUAAUAACAUGGUAGCUCCCCAGUGCUUGCUAGGCAGCCCACACAUUACAAUGUUAAAAGUAAUAAUAAUAAGAAAGCCUAUGGGGUUUAAAACCCUAUAUUAGUACAGUGGAGGUGUAAUACAUUCUUUACACCUCCACCCAUCAUUCCCUGGGUGGAAGCAUGUCUACUAAUAGCCUUCAGCUGCUCACUGUUUUUAAAAAGUAGGAACUAGUCCCUAUGAAUGGAUCCAUCAUAUAGGGAUGCGACCGGGAAAAUACGUGGGGAGUCCUAGCACAAGACCAACCAUGGUCAUCCAGUGGGGGGCUUAAAAUUCAAUUAUGCAGGGUGAACAGCUCACUGUCCACCCCCCAAAUCCCACAGUGGCUAGUGGGUGCGGUGUCUAUAAAAAAAACAUAACAGAACAUCCUGAACAGUCAUGUGUGGCUAGUGGGGGCUCUAAAAUGUAACUUGGGGAUACUAAACAGUCCUUCCUAGUCUCCGCCAACAUGCAAUGGUUGGGGGCUAUUACUAUAAUAACUGGAUGGGACAAUCAAUUGCUCCCACAGCUCCCUCCCAUGGGUGGUGGGUGGUGGCCAUGUUAAAAUGAAUAGGCUUUGGUUGGGGGCAUAUUAAAAGAAACAGGGAGUGGUCAUGCAUGAAACAAUAUUCAGAAAUAAUAGGAAUUUCAGUACAGUAAGAUCUUUUUUGUUUCUUUAAAAUAUCACUUGUUUUGUCUUUGCUACAGGUCAGUAAAGAGACUUCCUCUCAAAAACAAUGACAAGUAAGUAUUUCAUUGAAAUACCUCAAAAGAAAUUAGUAUAAAAAAGCCAUUGAUUCUCUAAAAUUUCCAUACUAGAAUGACACAUGCAGAAAGAUAUAAUUCCAUCAUUGAUUGAAAAAUAUCUGUGAUGAUAAAGUUACCAGAAGUACUCAACCCCUGAAAUUAAAUUAAAUUAUUUUAAUUAAAAUUGAGAACCCAUGUUUGUAGUCAGUGGCAUACACACAAUCCAUGGGGCCCCCCUCACCUCUCACCCCUUCCCUGCCCCAAUCCGUGGGCCCCCCAACACAUACAUAGACACAAACACAUACACAGAGACACCCCCCGACAGACACAUACAGACACACACAUACAUACACACAGACAAACACACACAUACACACAUACAGAGACACACACACACAUACAGAGAAACACACACAGACACACACAAAACAGAGACACACAUACAGAGACACACACACACACACACAUAUAUAGAGACACAAACAUACAGAGACACAGAUACAUACAGAGACACACAUACAGAAACACAUUUACAUACAAACACACACAUACACAAAAUGCUUCCUACCUUUUGUUACUUUCCCUGGGGUCCAAUGGUGGCUCAGCCUGAUGGCAGUCAGAGUUCCCACUAUGACUCCCUCCUCCUUCCUGCUUCCUCCCGCGCGGUCUCUCUGUAUGCUGGGAGGAGUGACCGGGUAGUUACUUCGUCCCAGCAUUGUCAUCAGAGGGGGCCCAGUCGCGCUGUGAAAGCGCCCAGUGCAGACUGGGCCCCCUCACAAUCCAUUUCCAUGAGGUGGCCCUGACAGCAUGGACCACCCGAUGGACCCCUUAACAUGCAGCCCCAGUGGUUUGCGGCACGGGCCGGGGCCGCAAAACUUGGCAGCUGGUACCCAGUCGCGGGGGUCCGCAGUGGGGCCGGGCCACCUGGAGUGACUGCCCCGGUUGCAGCUGUGACCCCUGCGGCCGUGGUAUGUUAGACGCUGUUCGUAGUGACACCUUUGAAAACCAAGGGGAAAAAAAACAAAAUAGGUUUAUUCUUCACUAAACCAUUAAUUGUGGAGCAAUUGAAGGGAAAUUACAAAUGUUGGGCAAACACAGCCAACCUGAAAAAGGAUCUUAGUUAGAGAACGUUUCAGUAGUUGGUAUCAAUAACUGCCAUUUUUUCCUACUAGAAAAUAUCAACUAAAAAUUGUCUCAGCCGUAAAUGUGAGCAUCGGUACUGGACCGUGGAGCAAUGGAAGAAUUUGCUUGGUCUGAUGAAUCACAUUUUGUUUUAGAUCAGGUGGAUGGCUGUGUGCAUCGUUCACCGGGGGAGGAGAGGGCAGCAGGAUGCACUAUGGGAAGAAGGCAGACGGUGGAAGCAUCAUGUGGAUGCUACUUGACACAUACCACCUAUCUAAAGAUUCUUGCAGACCACGUACACGCCUUAAUGGAAAUGAUGUUCCCUGAAGCCAGUGACCUCUUUUAGCAGUUUAAUACACCCUGCCGCACUGCAAAAAUUGCUCAGGAAUGAUUUUCCUUGUCACCCAUAUUUCCCAGAUCUCAAUCUGAUUGAGCAUCUCUGGGAUGUGCUGGAACAACAAAUCGGAUCAAUGGAGGUCCCACGUCACCACAUUUAUUCUGCAGCCUGAGCCCACUCAUAACAUGCAAAAAAAUGCUGGCGCAAGAUGUAAAAUAGAUUAACUUAUUGAAUCUAUUUUAGUCUGAAGCCCUUAGAGGCUGUCUAAAUGAAAGCUGCAAGAAAAGUGGAGAUUGCAAAAUAAGUGCAAAGUAAGAAGGUCAGCAGCUGUGCCCCAAAAUCAGUUUACUAAGAUUAAAGGGUUACUCCAACCAAAUAAAAGAUUUUUUUAAUAAAAGAGUAACCCUUGGUCCUUCUGACAAACUGUAAAAAAAUAAAGGAAAUACAAGAAAUUACCUCCAUUCCAUCGCUUUGUCCAAGUUCUCCCCUCAGCAUGAUGCUUUUUGGGUGACAUUACUCCCCCAUUGCCAAAGGGGAGGGAGGUCAGGGACAAUGGGGCUUUAUAUGGGGGUGGGGUGCAGAGUCUGUCUAGUACUAGCAUGUUGUGAGUGAAAGUGUGAGACACUAGUUUGCACAUAAUUUAUAUUAGCCAGCUUACCUCCAUCAGCUAAGGGGUUAUCAAGUUUAAUGCCAAAAUAGCUGGAAGUAUGGCUGACUUAGAUAAUUCUUAAAUUCACUUAGUUCCUGACAAUUUUCAUUUUAGUAAAUCAUACUGAUGGUAUCCUUUAGAAGCAAACUAUGUACAUAAUUGCAUGUUAUCCAUAUAUUAAAUAAACAUUGUGCUAAUUAUGCUUAUUUCUUUUUAUAAAAAUAACUUGGUAAUUACCGGAUAUACUCGUGAAUAAGUCGAUCUAAUGUAUAAGUCGAGUGCAGUUUUGUGACCAACAAUUGUGAAAUAUGCUAUGCCUCGUGGAUAAGUCGAGGGUAAAACUUGGGGCUAUGAAAUUCUGUGAUUUUUAUAAUUAUAUACACACACACACACUUAUACAAACACACACUCUGCAUUAUACACACACACACUCAUACAAAAACACACUCUGCAUUAUAUAUAUAUACACACACACUCAUGCAAACACACACUCUGCAUUAUAUACACACACUCUGUGUAUAUAAUGCAGAGUGUGUGUUUGUGUAGUCUGUGUGAACUGGGUGGGGGGAGGGCAUUUUUAUUAUAUAAAAAAAAAAUUUAUUUUAUUUUUUUAUUAUUUUAAUUUUAUUUUGUCCCCCCUCCCUGCUUGUUAACUGGUCAGGGAGGAGGGCUAUCUUAAUCCCUGGUGGUCCAGUGGCAUGGGCUGUGAAGUGGGGGGGGCCGGCAGGAAGCAUUUACUUACCUUUCCUGCAGCUCCUGUCAGCUCCCUUCUCCUCCGUUACAGUCACCUCCACUGUAAGUCUCGCGGUCUGGUUGCCGCACGGAUCGUUGCCAUGGCUCUGACAGCCGCGGCUCUCUAAAUUGCCAUAAUACAGACAGUGACUCGAGUAUAAGUCGAGUGGGGGUUUUUAAGCACAAAAAAUGUGCUGAAAAACUAGACUUAUACUCGAGUAUAUACUGUAAGUAGUUAAAUGUCUGAUUAUGUCAGCUGAAAUCAAAUAAACAAAGUUUAGGCUAAAAUAGCUGAGCUGUAAAAUUAUCUCCAUCAUUGGAAUUGAAGAUAUUUUUGUUCAGCUAAACUAUUUAUCAUUUAUUUUGCAAGUUUGCUCUCAGCUAACUAGAACUCUUUGUUACAUCUCUCUCUCUCUCUUAUAGAUAGGUACGGAAAAAUUUGGACACUGACACAAUUUUCAUACCACAGUGGAUUUCAUAUGAAACAACCAGGAUGCAAUUGAAGUGCAGGUUUUCAGCUUUAAUUCAAGGGUUUGAACAAAAAUAUCACAUGAAACGUUCAGGAAUUGCAACCAUUUUCAUACACAAUUCCCUUAUUUCAGGGGAUCAAAUGCAAUUGGACAAAUUAACACAAUCAUAAAUAAAAUGUAAAUUUUUAUUAAAUUAUCAAGAAUUCUUUACAGGCAAUGACUGGUUGAAGUUUAGAACAAAUGGACAUCACCAAACACUGGGUUUCAUCCUUCAAUUGUUCGUUUGUGGGUCUUUCUGUCUUAUGUUUUAUCUUCAGCAAGUGAAAUGCAUACUCAAUAAAGUUGAGAUCAGGUGGUUCACUUGGCCAUUGCAGAGUAUUUCAUCACUUUCAUAGGAUGUUUUGGGUUAUAGUCCAUCUAUAAAUAAAGAGCCAUCCAAUCAACUUCACUCCAUUUGACUUAAUCUGAGCAGACAACAUAUGCCUAUACACUUCAGAAUCUGGCUGCUUCUUUCUUCUGUCACAUCAUCAAUAAACACUAGUAAAGCAGUGCCAUUGGACAUCAUGCAUUCCCAUUCCAUCACACUGCCUCCACCGUGUUUUACAGAUUAUGUGGUAUGCUUCCGAUCAUGAGCCAUUCCAAGUCUUCUCCAUACUUUUUUCUUCCAGUCAUUCUGGUACAGAUUCAUCUUAGUUUUAUAUGUCCAAAGAAACUGUUCCAAAACUGAGAUGGCUUUUCAAGAUGUUCUUUUGGCAAAAUCUAAUCUGGCCUUUCUAUUCUUGAGGCUUGUAAAUAGUUUGCACCUUGUGGUGAACCCUCUGUAUUUGCUCUUGUGAAGUCUUCUCUUUAUGGUGGGCUUAGAUAAUGACAUGCCUACCUCCUGGAGAGUGUUCUUCACUUGGUUGGAUGUUGUGAAGGGGUAUUUUCUUUUUCCAAGGAAAGGAUACACCACUGUUGUUUUCCAGUGACGUCCAGGCCUUUCUGUGUUGCAGAGCUCACCAGUGCAUUCUAUUUCUUUUAGAAUGUUAAUUUGAUCACUCCUAAUGUUUCUGCUAUCUCUCUGAUAAUUUUUUUAUUUUAUUUCUGAAGGCUAAGGAAGGCCUGUUUCACUUGCAUUGAGAUGAUCGCAUGUUGUGGGUUUAUAUCAACAGCUUCCAAAUUUCAAUGCCACACCUCAAAUCAACUCCAGACCUUUUACCUUCUUAAUUGAUUAGGAAAUACCAAAAGGAUAGCCCACACCUGUCCAUGAAACAGCUUUUGAGUCAAUUGUCCAAUUACUGAAUUUAUUUUGUUAAAGGACCACUCUAGGCACCCAGACCACUUCAGCUUAAUGAAGUGGUCUGGGUGCCAGGUCCCUCUAGGAUUAACCCUUUUUUUGUUUAUAAUAGGGUUAAUUUAGCCUCCAAAGCCUCUAGUGGCUGUCUCAUUGACAGCCGCUAGAGGCGUUUGCGUGCUUCUCACUGUGAAAAUCACAGUGAGAAGAUGCCAGCGUCCAUAGGAAAGCAUUGUAAAUGCUUUCCUAUGAGACCGGCUGAAUGUGCAUGCAGCUCCUGCCGCUCAUGCGCAUUCAGCCGAAGAGGAGGAUCGGAGGCGGAGAGGAGGAGGAGAGCUCCCCGCCCGGCGCUGGAGAAAAGGUAUGUUUAACCCCUUUCCUCUCCCCAGAGCCUGGCGGGAGGGGUACCCUGAGGGUGAGGGCCCCCUCAGGGCACUAUAGAGCCAGGAAAAACUAGUAUGUUUUCCUGGCACUAUAGUGGUCCUUUAAACAGCCUAAAUUACAAGACUUGUAUCAGUGGAAAAAUAUUUCCAGACCUAACUGUAUAUGUAUAUUAAAUAUUUUAUUGAAAAUUUUUUUUUUCUUCAAUGUACUCAUGUCUGACUUUUGUUACAGUUUAUCUCUAUCCAGUUGUUCAUCCAUUAGACUUGCAAAGGAAUAUAUAAGGCCGUUUGCUGAAUUUGAUCUGAAUCUUUAUCAAAGCCAAGAGAGGUUUAGCAAUGAGCAAUGUUUUUGUAUUUUUUAAAGAAAUAUGGGUUACUAUUUGUUAAAGUGAACUUUCACUAUAAACUAUGCCAUUAACUAUCAGUACACUCCAUAUAUACCUCAUAUAUAUCAUGGGUAUCAUUAUUAUGAUAACACAGCACAAUAAAAAGCUGUUCUUGUUUGAAAAUAUAAUUUAAAGUAGCACACCUGCUUUUUUCAGAGGCCACAUUGGUAAUUAAAAAUAAAUGAAAUAAAAAAUAAAAGGAGGUAAUAGUUGUAUAACCCAAUAAUGAGGAGAAAAUUGCUGGUAUUUUUCCCUGAUAGGCUCACUACUGGUAACCUGAAGUUUCACACUGUUUAUGUGCGAUAUAUGUCUUCUCUAGCCAUAAAUACAGUAACAGUGUUACUCUCAAAAGUCUUAGUUCCUUAAAUGGACACUUUGGCCACCAAUGCAACUUUUAAUGUAUUUAAUAGAUUUUGGUCUCAAUAAUAUGCUAUAUUUUUGCAUGCUCAAAUAUUUAUAGUUUUUGCACAAAUAAUAAAUAUUUUGCAAAAUGCUGCAUUAGAUGCCUUUCUACUUAGCCACGUCCCCUCAUGCCAGGAAAACUUCCUUACCAGUAUAGGUGCACAACUUAGACCAGGCAUAGGCAACCUUCUGCACUCCAGAUGUUUUGGACUACACCUCCCAUGAUGCUUUGCCAGCAAUAUGGGUGUAAGAGUAUUAUGGAAGAUGUAGUCCAAAACAUCUGGAGUGCCGAAGGUUGCCUAUCCCUGGCUUAGACAGUCAGAGACACUAUAGACAACUAUCGACAAACUAGUAUUGCUGCCGUGUAUUUCAGAUCACUUAGUGCUGUCAAUGGUUGAGUGUAUAUAUACAUUUGUUUAAAAAAAAAAAAAAAAAGUAUUAAAGUUCUUUGGUGCCUGAAGUGUCCUUUUAAGAAAUAAAUAAAAAUAAUAAAAAAUACAAGUGAGAAUAAUCUGUUUCCAGGAAACAACUCCUUCCUUUUGAGGGCAGAGGAAAGAAAAUGGAGAAGUAAACUACAGUAUUUGCCUUAUUCCAUGAUGUGGAAUGAUAAAUCAGAACUGCCUCACACAGUUGAAAAGAGAUACAGAGUACUGAUGUAAGUACAGCAACACUAAAGCUGCGAAAGAACAAGAUAUAAGAGAAAAAGUAAACUGUUGUGUUGGAGAGAGUGUACAAUCCACAUAUGUACAUCUAGAGAUAUAGAGAGCCAGCACUUUACUUACACACACAGACAGACAGACACACACACACACACACACAAACAAUAGUAGAUAUAUGUCAUCCCAUUAUUGCAUAAUUUUCAAAUAUGCAUUCACAAACGAAGUUCAAAAACACUGAGCAAGAUGUCUGACAUUGUAACUAUAUUGUUCACAUUUGCCUUCUGUCAGAACAAGUCAUUAAUAAUAAUUUAUCCCCCUGCACUUAUUCUGCAAUUAUUUGCCAAAUAUAUAAAUCUAAACAGUAUAUAUAUUUUGUAUAUUUACUAGACUGAAUUAUAAUUUGUCCUAAUUUGUCCCUAAAUAACAUUCUAUGCACAAAAUUGUUGUUUUGUCUUUAUAAUGUGAUCCUGCUAUGCUUAAUGUGUCCAAUAAAAUAUAUGAAUUCCAUACAACCAACACAA